This is a messenger RNA of Podarcis lilfordi (Lilford's wall lizard), 45329 nucleotides long. NCBI's taxonomy places the organism in Eukaryota, Metazoa, Chordata, Lepidosauria, Squamata, Lacertidae. The record is from the annotation of a GenBank genome assembly.
AUGGAAGAAGUGUAUUGCACCACAGCAUGCCUUCUUCUGCAAAUUUGUGGAGCUGUUUCUUCCUACCGCAAAGACCUUGAGAGCGCAAGGUACAUGGCGUACUGAAAGGAAGGGUGCUUUCAAAGUAGAUCUGCUGGUUUACAAGUCAAGUAUCUUGUCUGUCUCCAUAUUUAGUUCGUUGGCGGAGCCCAGCCGUGCCCUGCAGGUAUGGAGAGAGGAGCGCAUAGCUCAGUGACUGAACACAUGCAGAACAUCUCAGGUUCAAUCCAUGAUAUAUCUCCAGUUUUAGAAAGGAGCAGGAAGGCAGUGAUUGACAGUAUAUAUUGACAAUAUAUGUUGACAAUAUAUGUUGACAAUAAUACUGAUUGACAGUAUAUGUUGACAAUAAUGAAUUACCGGUAGAUUAACCAGCUAUCUGACUUGGUAGCUUUGUUUGUGUUUUCAUGGAUUCGUGUCUGAGCUGCUGUGAUUAUUACACACACAGACAAAUCUGUGUUGGCAACUUUUUUCCUAGGUGUUAAAACUUGAAUCACACUCCUAAAGAUGGUUUUAAUAGCAAUAAGCCUUUCUCUGUGAACCCUCAGAGAAAUCCCAGCAGGCAAGAAUUGCACAGACACACGCACAAGCACACAAAAAGGUGUGGGUGUCAGGACAAACAAACAGCCAGCCCUUUAGAGUAUAAAGUAUUUCUUUCACUAAAAAUAACUAGUUGUGCCCAGAGAGAAAAAUGAAGAGAGCCAAAACAGGAAGAAACAAUUUAAAAUGUCUUCGGCGCCUGAGUUGGGAGUUUUGUGUUUGUUUACAGGCAUUUGUGUAAUUUUCCCCAUGUUCUCAUAAGAGGGGAAAAUUUGACUUGAUCUGUGACUUCAUCAGAACUUUUUAUAUUUUUAUUUUAGUAUCAUGAGCCUGUAUUGUGCAAUGAUUAAUCUGCAAAACUCAAAAUACCCUGAUUGACAGGUGCUAUGCAAGUCAGGGAAGUUCCCAAUUUAUAUUCAUGAUGAACUUUGCCUAUCUGCAAAUGGAGAAUGUGGAUUUUUAGGGGAAUUGUUCUGUGGGGCUGAGAAGAGAAAAAAGUAUGAAUGUAUAUUUGUUUUUAAAGGCAGGGAGCCAGAGGCCGAGUGAAGAAUUGCCACCUCUUGACCAACAGACUCCCCAUAAUAACAAAAUACUUCUUUUCUGCCAGUUUUAGCAGAAACUGAAGAUGUGUGUUUACUUUUCCCUUCUCAAUAAGCUUGAUAGCUAGUAAUUGUAAAUGUGACCAGACUCAGAAGCAUGGGCUUUUUCUCUGGUUGCUGGAUUCUACUUUAGACUCCUGUCUAAAAUAUAAAUAUAGUCUGGCCCCCCACAAGGUGUGAGGGACAGUGGACCGGCCCCCUGCUGAAAAAGUUUGCUGACCCCUGUCCUUAUCAGAAGAUUAACAGUUUUGAAUGAUCUUUUUUGUGGUUUGUACAGAAGGGACGUGGGUGGCGCUGUGGUCUAAACCACAGAGCCUAGGGCUUGCCGAUCAGAAGGUCAGCGGUUCGAAUCCCCACGAUGGGGUGAGCUCCCGUUGCUCGGUCCCUGCUCCUGCCUACCUAGCAGUUCGAAAGCACGUCAAAGUGCAAGUAGAUAAAUAGGUACCGCUCUGGCGGGAAGGUAAACUGUGUUUCCGUGCGCUGCUCUGGUUCGCCAGAAGCGGCUUAGUCAUGCUGGCCACAUGACCCGGAAGCUGUACGCUGGCUCCCUCGGCCAAUAAAGCGAGAUGAGCGCCGCAACUCCAGAGUCGGUCACAACUGGACCUAAUGGUCAGGGGUCCCUUUACCUUUACUGAAGGAAAUGAAAACGAUAUUGCUACCUAUUAGACUUGGGCAAUGUUUUAAUAAUAGCAGACCGAAGACAUAAUUUAUUUAGAGAGAAAAUAAAGUGUUGCUUCACCACCUUGUACAAAGUCCAACCUCAAUCCAUCACUUGGAAGUUGCUUGGUUCCAAUAGGAAAAGCUUAAAUCUCUUUCCACUGAAAUCAAUGGGAUUUAAAAAGACCUACCGGUAUAAUUUUCUCCAGAAAUGCAAUCAGGUCAUGAGGGAGUGAGGGAGUACCUUUUGCAUCACCUGUAGGAAUUUCACCAGCUACAGACCAAUUUUCUAAGUGGUUAAAGAGAGGCAAAAUCCCAGUGGCUAAGCAUUUAGUGCAGUCUGUUAAGAUUCCCCCGCCCUGGCACAUUGAAUUAAGGAUAAAUAAGCCAGAGCUAAAACAAAGUGUUGCAAUGUGACGUGUUGUCGUUGACUCUGCCAGCCAUUCACCUAUAAAGAAGGUGCUAUUUAGUCAUGCUUAUGUUAUCUGCCAUCAGGAAGUUGGAUGGUGAUGUACACUCAGUGCAUCAUCCUAGCAUUCAUGUUGAAAAGUGCAUUCUAAUGUACAUUGGCACCUGAAGGAAGUCUGCUUAUGUGCACAGAUUCCCUUUGCUGAAUCAGUAUAUAUUCCAUGCAACAUCAGGAGAUGCAAUUAUAAGUGGUUAUAAUUAGGUGCAUAGAGUUCUGCUGUACGGCGUCCUUCUGUAAAACCUUAUUUCUUUCUGUUCUGACUUGCUUGCAAAAUGACCUGCUCGGAAGACCUCUUGUUUAUUUCUGACGUGUAUGUCUUAAAGUAGUAUGGGAGUGGUUCUUUUAAAAAAAAUAUUUAAAAAAUCAAGUGAGGCGUCUCAGUUAUCUGGACCAACUGAGAGACAAAUUUAUAUGGUCCUGUAUUUUUUUUUUAAAAAAAUGCAUUUCUGAUGCAUGUAACUCAGGUAAUUUUAUAUUUGCUGUCAUUCUGAUCCCAAUUUGAAAACAGAUUAUUUUUAUAUUUGCAGACCUAUUUCUGAUAAGGUGACAAUAAAAUAAGUUAAACGAAGCAUAUUAAGAUGUGUGUUCCCUUUCUCUCAUUUUUGUUCGUUUUCCUUAAACAUUUGCGAUGGGUUUGGAAGUCUUUUUUUUAGUUAUUAUUCAACCGGUGAGUGGGAAGGGUGCUCUCUGACGCCCCUUUCCUCUGUCCAAUGCAUACAGCUUGAAUACUGCUUCAUUGAGCUGUCAUGGCCUGUGAUGGGUUUUUUCAUCAACCAGACUUCAGAAAGUUUGAAGGAGGCAUUAUUUAAGCAUCCGCUUCUGAGAGAAGCACCACCGUCUUUGCUCAACACCGGUGGCGGCAACUUUUGAUUGCCCCUGCCUUAUCAAAAGCAAGCCUGUUCUCACCCUCGAUUUUUGGACUUCUAAUAAAUUCCUUUCGUUGUCGCUCCUUAAAUUUAAUCCGUGAAUGAGGACUGUGUGCAAUGAAGAGAGAAAGCGGAAGUGAGAAGGACUUUGGUUAGAGAGCUCCACCGGGAAGAGUGGAGGGGGGGGGGCGAAAAUACAGCCUCAUAAAGGUGGGUUUAAAAGGGAAAUCGUGGGCCAAUAAAAGGUUUGUUGCCAUGUUCCCACCUGCUCCUGCUGCACAUGAAAUCCUUCCAAUUCAGUCCCUUUAUCUGAUUGUUGGAAUUCUUAAGCCACAGCCCCUGUCUCUACAACCCAUACCACACACGUCCUGUUUCCCACCCUAUAAUUCCCCCCCCCCCCGCUGGACUGUGUGCUUAAACUCUGACAAUAGCUCUGGGUUGUCUAGAUCAGGGGUCAGCAUCCUUUUUCAGCCAUGGGCUGGUCCACCAUCCCUCAGACCAUGUGGUGAGCCGGACUAUAUUUGGGGGGGGGGUAUGUGUGUGAAAUGAACGAAUUCCUAUGCCCCACAAAUAACCCAGAGAUGCAUUUUAAAUACCGUGGUACCUCGGGUUAAGAACUUAAUUCGUUCUGGAGGCCCAUUCAUAACCUGAAACUGUUCUUAACCUGAGGUACCACUUUAGCUAAUGGGGCCUCCCGCUGCCGCCGCGCAAUUUCUGUUCUCAUCCAAAGCAAAUUUCUUAACCUGAGGUAAUAUUUCUGGGUUAGCAGAGUCUGUAACCUGAAGUGUCUGUAACCUGAAGCGUCUGUAACCCGAGGUACCACUGUAAAAGCACACAUUCUACUCAUGUAAAAACACCAGGCAGGCCCCACAAAACACCUAGAGAUGCAUUUUAAAUAAAAGCACACAUUCUACUCAUGUAAAAACACGCUGAUUGUCCGCGGGCCGUAUUGAGAGGGCGAUUGGGCCGCAUCCGGCCCCCGGGCCUUAGGUUGCCUACCCCUGGUCUAGAUGGAGAAUAGACGGUGGGGGGGGGUGUCAAAAGUAAAUAGCUGCACAUUUGGUUUUUUAAAAAGUGGUUCAUUGCUAUGAGGAACAGUUGAAGGAGCUGGGUAUGUUUAGCCUGGAAAAGAGGAGGCUGAGAGGAUACGGGCUGGCCAUCUUUAAAUAUCUCAAGGGCUGUCACAUGGAAGAUGGAGCAAACUUGUUCUCUCCUGCUCCGGAGGGUAGGAUCCGAACCAAUGGCUUCAAGUUACAAGAAAGGAGAUUCGAACUAAAUAUCAGGAAGAACCUUCUGACAGUAAGAGCUGUUUGACAGCAGAGCGGUCUCCCUCAGGAGGUUGUGGAUGCUCCGUUCUUGAAGGUUCUUAGGCAGAGGUUGUAUGGCCGUCUGUCAGGGAUGCUUUACCUGACAUUCCUGCAUUGCAGGAGGUUGGACUAGAUGACCCUUGGGGUCCCUUCCAGCUUUACAAUUCUGAUUCUAACAAUUGGGUGCGUGCUCUGGAGUUCACAAUUUUCCCUUUGCGGCUGCACUUGCACUGUUCCACACCUGCCGCCCUGGAAACACCUGUAUUCUGCCUUUCGUUUUGGAAUCAGUAAUUUGGAGUGAGAUAAGACUGUUAAUUACCUACCCGGAUUUACGCAUUACGAUCUGGGUAAUGUACUUUAAAGUUUGUUUUCUGAGCAAACAUGGGGCAGUAAAGGGGCAGUAAAGUAAAUCAAACGGGGGAAAGUUUGUUCUAACCUCGAAUACUUUCCCUAGUAAAUUCGAUAGGCAGCCGAGUCAUAGCUUACGUGGCACCAGAAAAACUAAGACUGGUGCGUGCAUGAGGCAGGGUGAAGCAAUUUGCUUCAGGUGGCAGAUCCGACUCUCCUCCCCCUUGUAGCACCACUAUCUGCCCUGUUGCCCCACUGCCUUUGCCCAGAUCACUGCAGCCCACAGUGCCCCUGCCUUCACUGCUAAUACUGCACUUGUGAUGCUGUCACUGCAUUAUGGCAGUUGCAGUGAGGGAGCCGGUGUCAGCGCGGACUGAUAGCAGGGGCAGGAAAGGGGCCCGAAUCAGGGGUGGGGCAUGGCAUUUUCCCUACAGCAGCAAAACGUCACGGGGGCCCCCCUGAGAAAAAGCCAUGCCACCAGGCAGUAAAUGCAAAUUAGAAAUCCGAAGUCCUUCAUUCUCUGCUUUUAGCAGAAGAUUCUGCAUGGAAUCCAUGGAAAAAAAGCUUCCGCAGACUCCCACUGAAGCCUUUCAAUAAAAAAACGGGUUCUAAAGUGUUUUGCUCCCCCCACUUCUCCAAAUGGUGACAGGUUCAGGAGUGCCAGCUUGGCACUGUGACUGUGGGUGCCCAGGGUUGGUGCAUGGCCCUGGUGCUGAAAUCUGUGGCUGCCCAUCCCCUUCAUGGGGAAUUUUGUGGGUGCUCGGGCACCCAGGGCGUUGGCACCUAUGGACAGCUUCCAAGGGUUGGUUUUAUUUGAAAACUGAAGGCUUAUUGGUGUUUUCCAAUAUUUGCAUUUCUUUGCAAAACAGGUUGCACGUGGCUAGGAUCACAGGAUUAAAUGGGAAUAGGGAACAGGAUCUGAGCAGCUGCUUCCCUCCCUACAGGCCACCCACCAGCCAGUCUCCUGACAUUACAAUGAUGCCAGGUGACUCAACGUCAUAGAACUGAGAGCACACCCUAAGGACGUUCUCGUUGUUCCUUUGCAGCCGUGGCUUGAACUCAAGCCAGGCUGUGCCUCCAAAUUCAAGCCACCUCUGCAAAGAAAGAAUUCCAUUGUCAGCUGCAUCAACUACGCCCCAGUAGCAACCUCUACUUUCUCUCACCCAAGUCAAGAGAGUGACUAUGUGUCCUACUUGAAGUACCUGUUUGAAAGGCACUUAGAGGAGUCUUCUAUUUGAAGUGAUGCCUGGACCAAGUUGAGUUUAAGGAAUUCCAAGGAGGGGGAGUCAAGGGUCCUGGUGUUUUCCAUCUGCAGAGUGUAUAGCAGACCAUGACAGAUUAGUGUCAGGAGUGCGUGCAGGAGCCAGGCCCUGUGACCAGUUGGGCUUCGCAGGACUGGAGCCUUCCUAAGUUUGUUCUGGAGAGGCAAGGCGUGGCCGCACAGGUGAGGCCGCUUGGUAGCUCACUGCACGUGGUGGCAAGAGCCAGGAAGGGAUAUAAGGUCAGCAUUUCCUUUCAGCUCUUUGCCACAGCAACACGUUUUCUGCCUUGCUGCGUUUGGCUUCUUGCUUCCUGACCCUCGGACCUCAGCUUCUUGACUCCUUGCUUCUUGACCCUCGGACCUGUGAUUCCCUGCUUCCUGACUCUUGUUCCUGCUCCCACCCCACCAUCUUGCCCCUGGUCCCGACGUCCUCAGCCGGGACUUUGAUCGCCCGUAGACUGGACCGUGACAAUUAGGCUCUGCCUGAGAAUUUCCCUGUAAGACACUCCUGUACAACGCAACCCCUAGACUUUGGCGUUAACCCAUGUGUAAUAGGUUUCCUGAUGCGAGCUGUUCCCUUCAAAUAAGGAUUUUCCUUAGCUAAGAAUUAAACAAUUAUUUUUUUAAAAAAAAAUGGAUGUCUGAAACCAUGCUGACUGGAUUACCUUUCUUUGCUGGCAAAAUAUUAAUAUUAUAGAAUAAGAUUAGGAUUACAAGAUUAUGUGGCAUCAUGAUAUAGGUAUUAUUUUUGAAAAAUAGCAUGGGUUCUAGAAAUGAUUAUGGAUUAUCAGAUUUCUAGCACACAAGCAGUUUUUUUGAGGCAAGAAAACUCUGAAUGCAACACCAGCAACUUGCCCUUGUAUCUUUUUCUUACACUGCAAUAUAUUAUAUUUCUAAUUUCUGUCUCGGAUUGAAAUAAUUGCACUAGUGCCCCAUGCCCCCCCACUCCAUUGACUCUUGUGGGGUUGGCAAACACACACACACCUGCCAGAACAGUGGAGGGGUGGAAGAGAGUUGAGUUUUCUGUGUAAUGUUUGUCCUUUCUGCAAAUAUAUUUCAAAAUGCGCCUUUUAGCACUGCAUAAUUGGUCACUCUAGAAGUCAACAGGAGAAAGCAAAUAUCUUAUAUCUCAUGCUAAUGAGUAUAGGGUAUAGAGCAGUAUAAUAAUAAUAAUAAUAAUAAUAACAACGGACACUUCAUAAAUAGAUGGUUAAGCUUUUCUAGUGCAUCAUUCAGCUGAAUAACCAAUAUUCCACUGGAAGUGUUUUGUAAAGAAUGCUAUAGAAAAUUAAACCCACAGGCUAACUGCAUUCGUGCUGAUUUACCUGUAUCGAUUCCUCUAGCUGUGUUCUUCAAAGUAUCUCUUGCUAAGAGAGUUGUCCCAACUGCCAAGAGAUAUCAAAUUUCCAUCUGAUUAAGUGUUUGAUGCCAACAAUUUGAAUGUGUUUAUAAUUAUCUUUCAAAUACACCCUGUGAGCUGCAGCUGUAGAAUCACCAGUCCCCUUCCUUGGCUGCAAGAAAUGCAUCCAUUCUAACAAUCAUGGGUAGACUUCAGGCUUCCGGGAUCAACUUGGUUCUUGUAUAUAAAGCUGAUAUCCACUGACCACAACCAGUGAGGUGCAGAAAGUGGUUAUGGGAUGGGCACCAUGUUGAUGAACCAAGGGGUUGAUUGGGUAUAAGGCAGCAUCCUACAUUUUGUGCAUAAGGGCCCAGUCUUAAUCCUCAGCAUUGCCAGCUGAAACGAUCUCAGACAAAAAGGGCCCAGGAAGACUACCUUGUAAAUAUGUGGGGCAGGGAAGAAGGAAGGAUGGGGGGGGGGGGGAGAGAGACACAUUUUCCCCUCUUUGGGAUUUUUUAUUGAGGGCAGCAGUGAGAUUCAAUUCCGGGUCUUUGUGGUUCAUCAUAGCUCACACUCUGAACCCCUACAUUUGACUGGGGUUCUUUCCUCUUUAAAAUCCGCAUCCUGAAGUACCUUACUAGACCUAACGGUGAUGUUUCAGCUAAAAGGAAGCUUUUCAAACACUGAGGAUCCUUAAAAGUUUAUGGUGGGCUGCUGGAUUCUCUGUGACAAAAAUCAGUUGUGACUUUUUUGACAGCUACGUAGGUGAGGCACAGGGCAACAGGCAACUCCAAUAGACAGGAUGAAGCUAAACCAGAUUUCCCUUCUCUGCCUCCAGCUGGCCCUGACCCAACUUCUCCAGAGCCUCCUUUACCUGAACCUCUUCCCUCUUCUGAUAACUGUCAUGUCUCCCUCAGCCACCAUGUUCUUUCGUGACAUCACAGGCAGUCCACAGCCAAUAGCAUCAGCACAACCUCCCGUGGCCUGACGAUUUUGGAGGCACCUCCACAGGGGUUUGCUUAUUUCUUAUUUAUUUCUCACCCAGCACACCUUUCCUGUGUAACGAUACCAAGUCAGGUGUGUGAUAGCCCAUUAUGUGACUUUGAAUAAAAAGAUAGAAUAGCUACUGCAGGUGGAUGUGUUUAGAAAGGCGUUUCUUCAAAUGAAAUAUAAGCUGCCUUGCUUAAGCCCUGCAGUUCUCUUCACUGCUUUCAUGGGUGGCCUUGAGGACACCUCACUGGCUUCAGACAUCCAUGGAACCACAAAUGGGACAGCUACCAUAUGGCAGCAUCAUCCAGGCAUUUCCACCGACUUCUGCCUGGUGACUUUAUAUGCUAACUUUCAGCCUUCCAGCUUCCACAGGUUCCAUCUAAUCAUGAACAUUUCCACAAAUCCCACCCCAUUUGCUCACAUACAUGUACCAUUUCGCCCUGACCUGUUUUUGAGACCUCCCCUUCCUGCACACAAGCGUACGCCAGCCAGCAGCCACGAUGAACACUGGCAGAUACAAUCGGUCAUAAUUUACUCCCCAUUCGUUUAUGUCUGCGUCCUGCUUCAGUCCACAAAUAUCCACCGGCUUCUGUUGACUGGCUUCCGAAGGUGAGUUUCAACCAGCUGACAUCAACAAACACCAGCCUUGAAACAUCUGCCGGCUUCCAAAUGCAAGCUCCACCAGCUUUCACCCGCCAGCCCCUGCCAGUUUCCAUUAAGUCCAUCACUAUAGACUUCAGCCAGCUUCGGACCAUGGAUAUCGGUAGACUUCAAGCCGCAAUCCCACUCAGCAAACUUGCCCCUAUAAAUAAAGCAGAGAUGAAAUCGGUACAAGUCAAUUCCAUGUCCGAGAAAGCUUGCUGCAAUAAAAGCACAUUUUUAGCAGGUGUCUUUAAAAAUGUAGGCAGGCACUCUCUGUGGCAAGUCCUAAAUUGUGGAAUUCCCUUCCCACAGAGAUGUGUCUGUUACCUUCAUUACAUAGUUUCUGGCAUAUGCUGAAGAUCUACCUCUUUAUCCGGCAGGGUAUAAAUAAUAAAAUUAUUAUUAUUUGACACCUCAGAUAUUUUAGGACCCACCCUAUUCUACCAACUGUAAUUAGUUUUAAUAUUGUAUUUUAAAAUUGCUCUAUUCUUCCUCUUUCGUCGUCUUUCUUUUAAUUUCUAGGAUCUCUACAUCAAACUUUCUCUUUCCAGCUUUGUUUUUUUUUGGUGGGAAUUAAGACUCUAGUUCCCAUUUGCAGAGCUUUGAGGAAGAGAGCCCUGGGUUGCGGGACCCUUUAAUUAGUUCCCUCCUAUAAAAACUCUGUGUUUAAAGUUUAAAGAACAAAUUACUUUUACUUAGUGUACUGUACUUGCAGUUGCAGAUUAAAUAUACAAUGCAGGUGGGUGUUUUCUUAAAUUGUUAAUACAUCGUACACAGAUGUAAGUGGGAAUGAACAGAUGUAAGUGGCUUCCAUUAACCUUUUCUCCCUGACCCAGCUAUUGUUUGCAUGCUCCAGUUUGUCAGAGUUUUCUGCUUCUAGAACGGUGCAUGCAUACUGGUUUUCCCAGUAGUGAUGAUGAAAGUGAGAGCUGGACCAUAAAGAAGGCUGAUCGCCGAAGAAUUGAUGCUUUUGAAUUAUGGUGCUGGAGGAGACUCUUGAGAGUCCCAUGGACUGCAAGAAGAUCAAACCGAUCCAUUCUGAAGGAAAUCAUCCCUGAGUGCUCACUGGGAGGACAGAUCCUGAAGCUGAGGCUCCAAUACUUUGGCCACCUCGUGAGAAGAGAAGACUCCCUGGAAAAGACGCUGAUGUUGGGAAAGAUGGAGGGCACAAGGAGAAAGGGACGACAGAGGACGAGAUGGUUGGACAGUGUUCUCGAAGCUACCAGCAUGAGUUUGACCAAACUGCGGGAGGCAGUGGAAGACAGGAGUGCCUGGCGUGCUCUGGUCCAUGGGGUCACAAAGAGUCGGACACGACUAAAUGACUAAACAACAACAACAAUCAGGCUGAGCAUUGUGCCCUCUGACUGCUGGAGCGAUGUGCCACGUAUUCUUCACCUUGGGAAGAUUAUUCUCCACGUGUCGCUUUCAGAGGGAUGUUCUUGGGUGCCAGCCAAUAUUCCAGAAUCAGGCCUGACGGCAUUUCAGAUCAUUUGUUCCUCUGUAAUCCUCACAAAUCACACCCACGCGAUCUGUUGUGCCCAUCUGCUACCUGCUGGAGUGAUCAAGAAUAGUCAGAUAAAUCCACUACAUUAUAACAGAUGCGAUAGGAAAAUACAAAUGCAGCAAAAGAGUGGAUGCUUUGUGUUUCAGCUGAAUGUGGAAAGUGAACCUCAACUGCACAGUGCCACUGUUUUAAUGAAUCACGUAUCAUCUGUCUAUCUGCCUAUAUGGGGUGAUAUCUAAACCGCAAGCUGCAAACCAUAGGAGACAGUGCAGUUACAGCUUGUGGUUAGCCCAAGGGUCGGCCCAAGACAUUCUGGCACCCGAGGCGAACCACAAAAUGUACACACCCACCCACCAGGGAAGAAGUGGGUGAGUGAAGAUUUGCACUGAAAACAAGGGAGCUCAGCAUUGUGCAUCAAUAAAAUGACCCGAGAGGAGGAAUCAACUAGCUCUCAGCCUGCUUCAACUGGCCUCUGCAAAGGAUCAGUGCCGGAUUUACGUAUAAGCUAAACAAGCUAUAGCUUGGGGCCCCACUCUCUUGGGGGCCCCCCAAAAAAUGAAAGGGAAAAGAAAAUGGAUGUAUAUUUCCAAAAUAUAGGUUCAACAAUUACUUUGAUAAAAAAACAUAUUUUGUUAUGUGCAAAUGGCUUUAGAUACCUAUUAGGUACAUAAAUUACUAUAUAGCACAGGGGUCAGCAACCUUUUUUCAGCCGUGGGCCAGUCCACUGUCCCUCAGACCAUGUGGUGAGCCAACUUUUUUUUGGGGGGGGGGGAAUGAACAUAUUCCUAUGCCCCACAAAUAGCCCAGAGAUGCAUUUUAAAUAAAAGCACACAUUCUACUUUCUUCAGAUGGUUUUAUUUAGGUUUUAUUGAUUUAGUAUGCUGUAAACCGCUUUGAGAUUUUUCUUAAAAAUAUAAAGCGGUACAGAAAUAAAAUAAAAAUAAAAUAAAUACUCAUGCAAAAACACCAGGCAGGCCCCACAAAUAACCCAGAUGCAUUUUAAAUAAAAGGACACAUUCUACUCAUGUAAAAACAUGCUGAUUCCUGGACCGUCCACGGGCCGGAUUGAAGUGAUUGGGCUGCAUCUGGUCCCCAGGCCUUAGGUUGCCUACCUCUGAUAUAGCAUAUGUUCAACACAAAAAACAGUGGCGAUUUGUUGUUGGCACAGGACAGCUGGACAUAUAAAGGGCCCCAUUACCUUCAGUAGGUUGGGGCCUUAUCAAACCUAAAUCCUGCCCUGCAAAGGAUCUGAAUGAAUUGUUAUCACAACUGUUCCUGUUUAUUUUAUUGAUGCGUUUUCCAGUGGCUGCUUAAAAACACUCUUGCUUAGGCAAGCCUAACCAGACGCAUGCAAUACGGACAUGUGUUUUAAGUUUAUCGUGGGUUUUAAUUAUUUUUUUGAAUUUUCCAAAUACUUGGUUUUAAUUGUCGUCCCCCCCCCCCGGAUUAUUUUAUCUUUUUUUUAUUUUUGCAAAAUGCUUCAAGGGCUUUUAAAGUGCUUUAAAAAAAAAAAUCAAGUCUUAUACACAUUUUAUUGGGGGGGGGGGGAAGCCUGCACACACAAAACCCAGAUUUUAUUUUUGUUUUAUUCAUCUAACUUCUAUACCACUUUAUAUUUUUAAGAAAAAUCUCAAAGUGGUUUACAGCAUACUAAAUCAAUAAAAUCUAGAUAAAACCAUCCGAAGAAAGUCAAAUACCUUGGGUUACAGACCUUAGCUGUCAACUUUCCCCUUUUCUUGAGAGGAAUCCUAUUUGGAAUAAGGGAAUUUCCCUUUAAAAAAGGCAAACGUUGACAGCUAUGUUACAGACGCUUCAGGUUGCGUGUUUUCAGGCUGCACACUGCGCCAAACCCGGAAGUACCGGAAUGGGUUACUUCCAGGUUUCAGCGCUUGCGCAUGCACAGAGGUGCUAAAUUGCGCUUUGCGCAUAAGCGCCUAAUCAUGACCUGCGUGUGCGCAGAUGCGGCGCUGCAGGUUGCGAACGUGCCUCCCGCACGGAUCACGUCCACAACCAGAGCGUCCACUGUAUAAACAGUCAAAGCAAUGUAAUUAAAACUAAAAUAUUAUCAUAAAGAUUUCAAAAUAAAACAUCACAAAGGAGGUUAACUACGGAAUACAUAAAGUUAACAAAAAAAUCAAAAGAAAACAUUGCUAAGUGAAGUCAAAUAUAAAGUGCACAUUUAAAACAGCAUAAUUAACAAGAGAAUAAAAGAUUAUCAUAAGCGUGACACGGUUUAUGAACUGGAUGAACAGACGCAGAUGAACUGGAGCAGAGCAAAAACUUAUUUGCAAACCGUCGGGGAUUUGCGCGCGUUACUCCCAGCGACGGCCUCGGGCAGAGGAGGAAAAACACAACGGGAUUUUUGCGCGCGCUUGUGCUCAUUGCAAAUUACCUUUUUAUCACCCGAGGAAACCAUCGGAUUGCAAAAUAAAAUAAAAUAAAAUAAAAUAAAAUAAAAUAAAAUAAAAUCUCCUGCCCCACCACCCCUGCAUAUCCUACCCACAAUUUCCAGCCACGGAAAAUUAAAUUAUUCGGAAUAUACGGUGCACGCUCGCUUCCUUCCCCUCCCCGCACCGCCCCCUGCCGGCAGAAACGACGAACUGCAACGGCGGGCGAGGAAGAGGAGCGGCGCGCCGAGGGCGUCAACGGCGGCGCGUGCGCCAGGACGCCGGCAGCAGAGCCUCUCUGGCAGCGGUUGAGGGCUCGGCGUUGGCGGCCGCGAGGCUUCGCGCCGAGGCACGUGCGCAGGGAGGGGAGCGGGGGUUGCGGGGCGAAGCAGCUCCGCUUUCAGUGCGAGGCGGGAAGGGAGGCGAGAGGAGGCUCUGAGCUCCCGCUGCCAAGUGUCAUCCCCCCCAGGGGUCAGUACUGGUUUAAGCAAAUAAGAAGAAUAAGAAUAUACCCUCACGUAUUUUAUAUUAGGGUGGUGGUUGUUUUUUUGAAAAAAAAAAAGCCGUUCAUUUAAGGAGCUGGCAAAGGGGCGAUUUGAACCCGCGUCUCCUAAGCCGUUGCGUCGCCUUCCCCCCCCCAACCCUAAUGCAGACUCCCGCCGGCUCCAAGGCUCGGUUUCCCCAAAUCUUGGCUUUUUUUCCUCCCCCCCCCCCGCCAUAAUCUUUGUUUUCAAGCAGCUAAAUAAUGGGGUUUUUUAAAAAAACCACCACAAUAUCCAGACAUUUUAAUCUGUGCAAUCCCUCAGUCUACUUUGUAAUUUUUAUUUUUAUUUUUGUCUUUUAGUUUUGUUGCUGAUGUUGCAUUUAGUGUUUUUUAGCUACUUUCGUUAUCUAUAAUGCUGUAUUUUACACCGUCCUGGAUGAAGGGCGGUAUAAGAACGUAGUAAAUUUUAAGGAAGGGCUAUAACCUCUUUUUAAACCACAGAGCCUAGGACUUGCCGAUCAGAAGGUCGGCGGUUCGAAUCCCCGAAACGGGGUGAGCUCCCGUUGCUCGGUCCCUGCUCCUGCCAACCUAGCAGUUCGAAAGCACGUCAAAGUGCAAGUAGAUAAAUAGGUACCGCUCCGGCGGGAAGGUAAAUGGUGUUUCCAUGUGCUGCUCUGGUUCGCCAGAAGUGGCUUAGUCAUGCUGGCCACAUGACCCGGAAGCUGUAUGCCGGCUCCCUCGGCCAAUAAAGCGAGAUGAGCGCCGCAACCCCAGAGUCGGCCACGACUGGACCGAAUGGUCAGGGGUCCCUUUACCUUUUAUAACCUCUUUACAUGCCCAACCAUUGGGGUGGAUGGGGAGAGGGAGAUCACAUUUCUGUCUCCCCAACAUCCAUUCCCUGUCCAAUCCAUGGCUGCAAUUUCAUAAAGAUACUGCUCCAGGUAUUACUGCCUUUUUCUCCUGCCUUUACUGACUCCAAGCGGAUCCCGACGUUACCCUUGGUUCUUACCAAUCAUCCAGACCAAUUUUAAACUUUGCAACAACCCCUUUCAGUUUGGAAUGAGAGACUGACUGGCCUAAGGUCAUCAAAUGAGCUGGAUGAAACACUGACAAUUUGACCGCUACUAUACUUUGUAUAUUUUAUCUAUUUUUAAAUUGUAUAAUAUAGUAUACUUCUCUGGCUCUUUUAGGACAUCCUUCUCUAGUGUAAAAUCUGCCCACAAAUGGGGACGAGUGUGCUCCAGGGUGGAUUUGAUUUAAAUCAAAUCUAUUUAAAUCACUAGUCAGUAAAUCAGUUUUUUUACCGAAAGACAUUCCUGCUGGUAUAAUCUUAAUAUUUACAACCAGAUGAAGGUUUCACUAUUGGAAAAAUAAAUUUUCAGAGUAGUUUUUACCAUUAUAUCAAACAUUACUGAUUUGGUUAUAGUAUUAGAAAUACAUAGACAGAUAAUUAUGAAAUUAUUGUGAGGUUUAAUAAGUUAACUCUAUAUCUGGACAACUUUUCUGCUGUGCUUUAUUGGAAGGAGAAAAAUAAUCAUUUCCUUAAUAACAAUUUAAACAAUUUAUUUAACAAAAACAGUAACGUAGCAUAUGUAUGGAGAGACCUGUGGCUCGGGCGCGCUGCGGGCCCCUCAGUGGUGACACCCGGGGCGGCCUGCCCCUACCGCAGCCCCCUUCCUCUGCCCCUGUGUCUUUUAUUUCUAAUCCAUCAUUGCUCAUGCCUAUUCCUCCAUCAUUUCUCUUCACUGCCCUUGUACACUUGCAUUACACAUAUUCCAGCUGUCUAGAAACCUUCUGCUACAUUUCUCCUUUCCCAAUGUUUUGGUUUGUUUGUUUUUUAAAAAAAAACCUAUUGAAUUUUUUUUCAUUGUGCAAAUAAAGUGAACAAAAUGGGGGGGAAACCCAAAGAAAAAGUGCUUGAAACUGUAGUACAAUUCAGUAUAGGUAAAGGUAAAGGGACCCCUGACCAUUCGGUCCAGUCGUGGCCGACUCUGGGGUUGCGGCGCUCAUCUCGCUUUAUUGGCCGAGGGAGUUGGCGUACAGCUUCCGGGUCAUGUGGCCAGCAUGACUAAGCCGCUUCUGGCGAACCAGAGCAGCGCACGGAAAUGCCAUUUACCUUCCCGCCAUAGCAGUACCUAUUUAUCUACUUGCACUUUGACGUGCUUUUGAAUUGCUAGGUUGGCAGGAGCAGGGACCGAGCAACGGGAGCUUACCCUGUCGCGGGGAUUCGAACUGCCAACCUUCUGAUCAGCAAGUCCUAGGCUCUGUGGUUUAACCCACAGCGCCACCCGCAUCCCUACAAAUAAGGGUAUGAAUAAUGCUACUUUUCCAACAAGUGUACAAUAAUUAACAAGUCAUAAUUGUUAUAAAUGCAUUACAAAUAUAAUAUUUAUCCAUGCACAAUCUGUGUCUAGAAGCAAUCUGCUCAUAUGAUGCAUGGUGGUACAGUGGACUGGGAACCCAGGAGUGAUUAUGCCAUCUCCUGGAGCCCCAGGGGUACUGACACAUCUCCCUUGCUCUGGCAAGUGAAUGAGGUGAUAACAAGGCUUUUAUGUUUGUGAUAUGUUCGCAUAAAUCAAGGAGAGCAAAUACGAAUUCAUUCAUUAUUACUGUCAUGAAAACACAGUGAAUUGCAGUCCCACUGAUUUUAAGACAGGAUAUUUAUACUGUAUUUGUGCAGCUGUUCUUUGCUGUUUUUUACACACAUACAACAAAAAUAGCAAUAAUAAUAAUAAUAAUAAUAAUGGAGAAAGCCCUGCUGCCUGCUUUUUUUGUAUUCAUCUAGGGGAGCUGUUUUGAUGAGCUCCAGCUUUUAAAAAUUUACAAGGACACUACUGCUCCCAGCAAAUCCCAUGCUGACGCCUCCUCCACAUUUUCUUAAAAUUACUUAGAAUUGCCAAAUGAGAAUUUGCAACAAUAGGAAAAUGCCACUCCAAAACAGCAAGCACAGGUUAAAUUAUUUGAAUUUGUCUGAAUCCACAGUAGGGAGGAGGUCAGUGUUUCAAAUAAGGAACAUCUGCAAACUCUCAGAACCGUGGUUUAAGGGCUGCUGUACACACCACAAAAUUCCUGUGCAGAAAUAGGGAAGUUUUUCAGCAUUGAUGUUUUUAGAUAUGUUGUGAGCCUCAGAGUGGCUGGGGAAACCCAGCCAGAUGGGCAGGGUAUUAAUAAAUUAUUAUUAUUAUUAUUAUUAUUAUUAUUAUUACUACUACUACUACAAAUACCAACAACUAAAUUAAGAUGCUGAAACAAAGAAGCUUUGUGGGGAGAAACUAGGAGUGGAUUUUUGUGGUCUUAGGAGGGGGUUCUAAAAUCAUGCCAUUACCAAAAGCCAGUGAGAAUAAGUGGUUAGAGUGUCAGACUAGAACCUAUGAGACCAGGAUUAAAAUCCCCAUAGCCGUGAAACUCGCCUUGGGCCAGUUGUUGCCUCUCAGUGGAACCUACCUCACAGGAUUGUUGUGAGGGUUAAACAAGGAAAGGGAGAACCAUGUACAGUGGUACCUUGGUUUUCGAACGUCUCAAAAGGUGAAGGUUUCAGCUUUCGAACACUAAAAACCCCGAAGUAACUGCUUCAGUUUUCAAACGCCUUUUGGAAGCCAAACGUGCCACGCGGCUUGUGUAUUGAGUUUUCAGGACAUAAAUGCUUCCGGAAAUGCAUGCUUCGGUUUUUUAAUGUUUCGGAAGUCGGUCUUCUGGAAAGGAUUAUGUUUGAAAACCAAGGUACCACUGUACUUUACCUUGAUCUCUUUGGAAAAAAAUAUGGGAUAUAAAUGCAAUAAAUAAAGAAAUAGCCCUGUCCCAUAUAACCACCCACUCACAGCACCUCUGAGAGUUGGGGAAUAUGGGCGAAACCUCUUAAAAUGACUUCAGCACACGGGUAGUUUCAUACAGGGGAAGUCAAUUAGAAUCAUAGAACUGUAGAGUUGGAAGGAAUCCCGGGGGCCAUCUAGUCCAAUUCCCGGCAAUGCAGAAAUCUCAACUAGAUCAUACAUGACAGGUAGCCAUCCAACCUCUGCAUAAAGACCUUCAGUAAAGGAAAGUACACCACUUUCUGAGGGAGUCCGUUUCACUGCCAAAUAGCUCUUACUGUCAGAAGGUUCUUCCUGAUGUUUAGUUAGAUUCUCCUGUCUUGUAACUUGAAUCCAUUGGUUUGGGUCCUAGCCUCCAGAGCAGGAGAAAACAAGCUUGCUCCAUCCUCAAUGUGACAGCCCUUGAGAUAUUUUAAGAUGGCUAUUCUAUCUCCUCUCAGUCUACUUUUUACCAUGCUAAGCAUACCAGAUUCCCUCAACCAUUCCUCAUAAGGCUUGGUUUCCAGACCGUUUAUCAUCUUGGUCACUCUCCUCCCAGACAUGUUCCAGCUGUUGUAGGAUUCACAGUCCCCUCUUUCUUGUGCAUUCUACAGUAGUACCUAUAUUGCUCAAACUUGACCUGGUUGGAUAGCAUUCAUUUCAAAUGUCUGGAUUUCUCUGUAUCAUUUUCUUUAUUUCAGCAGCUUAAAUCUGCAGUGAUGACUGGGCGGGCUCGAGUAAAAGCCAGAGGGCAAAUCCUUUCUGAAGAAGAACCUACGUUUGGACAACCUGGCUCCCUGCAACCGGUAUGUAGGUGGAUUCUGUGACUGAUUUGUUGUUUUUAUGGGGAGGGGGAGAGUGUUCACUCAAGUCUCAGAAAUGUCCCUACUUAAGCAGGGUGUGGAGGCUCACCACAUGCAGCAGAUUUUGGGGUCCUAGUCAAUGCAAGCAAAUUUGCCAGUUAUUUCACCUGAAGGUCGGCAACGUUAUCCCCACCGUUUGGGAAUCCCUUGCAGACAACCACAGUGCCUGGAGACAGAGUCAGGUUGUGCAUCCAUAGCAGUGUCCAGAGAAGGAAUGAUGGCUGGGAGGAGUAAUAAUAAUAAUAAUAAUAAUAAUUUUUAUUUAUACCCCGCCCUCCCCAGCCAAGGCUGGGCUCAGGGCGGCUAGCAAGCAAUAAUAAAAACAAGUUGAAUGAAUACAACUUAAAAACAAGAUUAAAAUACAACAAUUAAAAUAUUGAAGCAUUAAAAUAUUAAAAUGCAGCCUCAUCACAGGAGGAGAAAGGAAAAAGAAAAAAGAAAGAGGGGGAGGGAAUCAAAUUGGCUCCAAGCCAAAGGCCAGGCAGAACAACUCUGUCUUACAGGCCCUGCGGAAAGAAAUCAGAUCCUGCAGGGCCCUGGUCUCAUGAGACAGAGCGUUCCACCAGGCCAGAGCCAGUGUUGAAAAGGCCCUGGCUCUGGUUGAGGCUAAUCUAACUUACUUAGGGCCCGGGACCACUAGGGUGUUGCUAUUUAUGGACCUUGAGGCUCUCUGUGGGGCAUACCAGGAGAGGCGGUCCCGCAGGUACGAGGGUCCUAGGCCAUGAAGGGCUUUAAAGGUCAAAACCAGCACCUUAAAUCUGACCCUGUACUCCACUGGGAGCCAGUGCAGCUGGAAAAGCACUGGGUGCUCCCAUGGCAGGGACCCUGUGAAGAGCCUCGCUGCUGCAUUCUGCACCCGCUGGAGUUUCUGGGACAGCUUCAAGGGCAGCCCCGCGUAGAGCGAAUUACAGUAGUCAAGUCUGGAGGUGACCGUCACAUGGAUCACUGUGGCCAGGUCGGGGAGGGAAAGGUAAGGGACCAACUGCAGAGAGAAGAAAGGUCAUAGUGCAUCUGCAGCAGCACAACCGGAUGCCUUCAUCUGCCCCAGCUGCAACAAAACUUGUCUCUCCUCUGUCAGUCUCUGCAGCCAUAGCAUGUGCUGCAACCACUGCCCCAAAGGCACACUCCUCCAUUGUCUCCUGAGACAGAUGGAUGCCAACAACCGUAUAACUUUCUGUUUUAGGCACCAAAAUGUCUUGGACCAUCUCCACAAGUUCUGAUCUUUUGAGGGAAAGUGGUGGGCUAUUGCUCCCAAACCUUAGUCAUUAUUGUUCGUCAUCUUGUAACCAAUGGUUAUUGCUAAAUAGGGAAACCAAUGUUAGGCUUCCAAAACAAGCAAACAAUAUACAAAUUAAAACACAGAACUCGCUAUAAAGAUUACAAGGUGAAACAAACAAAUGAAUCAGGUGAUGGGCCUGGGCUAUACCAUUAGGUACACCCCAGAAUACCUAACCACAUAUUGUGCAGUAUAUUUAUUUCUAAUCUUCCAAUUGUUGCUUCUGUCAUCAAGUUCCGUCAACUCAAGAGGAAGCCUUAAGGCUUCGGUAAUCUGUUCAAUUCUCUCAGCCUCCCAUCUGCAAUAUGCAGAAAGUGACCCAGACCUGCCUUAACAGGUCUGUUGUAGGUCUGUUCCAGCCCACUUCUCAGGAUAUAGAGCCUCAUAACAUGAAUUGUAUUAUACUAUAUAUUUAAAGGGGUCUGUUCUUUACUUGUUGGUUGCAUUAAACCCGGGGUAGGGAAUCUGCCUCUCUAGAUGCUGGGCUACAGCUCCCAUCAUGCCUGACCAUGGACCAUGCUGGCUGGGGCUGAUGGGAGUUGGGGUACAGCAAUAUCUGGCGGGCCACAAGUGGUCCCCAUUGAAGCAUUCAAUUGUUUUGAUGAACAAACAUCUCUACACUUCUAUUCUACCACGUGUCAAUAGGGAAUGGUUUGUUUUUCUUUAAAAUAAAUUACUUUUGUGCAUAGUAUUUUAAAAUGAUAUUUACUACCUUUGUGCCACUGUCUCUUCUGCCAUUUCUACUUCACAGAGUUGCUCCGGGAGUGGGGAUUCUUUUGCUUUGCAGAAAGAAAAUUAUAAUACAAGUUCUGGGAACAGCCCCCCUAAAUGUAAGUGUUUGGCUUAAAUCACUAUUUAAUAAGUGACUAUUGUUAACUCAUCUUUCUCUCCAGAGCAUGAUAAGGUGUUCAAAAUGCUGGUAAUUAUUUGAGGGUUUUUAAAUUAAAUUUGUAUACCACCCUCCAUCUGUACAUCACAGGGUAGUUCACAACAUAAAACUUUUGCUUUUAAAACUUUACAUGGCAUAUCUGAGACAGCACCCUCUUCCACACAGACCACUUCACCCUUCAGGUCAUCUGAAGAGGCUUUGCUCUAAGAUCAAUCCUUUUCCAAAGGAAAAUAUUGUUGCACACACUACAAUUUUGAAGCAGAGAUUUAGGGGUGUAGGUACAUAUUCAAGAUUUGGUUUUCUUGGAAUGAAGUUUACUGGAGAUAGUGGUGCCUUCAUGAUAAACCGCCCAGAGUGGCUGGGGAAGCCCAGCCAGAUGGGCGGGGUAUAAAUAAAUUAUUAUUAUUAUUAUUAUUAUUAUUAUUAUGUAGUUUUAUUCACAUAUAGAUGUAGAGGCUGAACGUAAGAGGGAAGGGGGCUCUACAUAGACACUCUAACAUACCUUACUCCCCCAUUAGCUUUUUAGGGGGAUUCCCAGAGCUGUAACUUCAGUUUCAGAACAGAGAGCAAGUCAAGCCUUGCUCUGCCUUCCCAGCUCCCACCAUACAAUCCCUAACCUAUUGUUCUCUUUUACCCAGGAUGGCCUCACCUCCAACCAGGUAGGGGUGGAAAGACCUCACUUCUUCUGGAAAGAAGUACUUUUAUGGUAACGCACCAGGGUUUGGCCAACUCUUUAGUCAUGCAAAGACAUACUUAACAGACUUGGCCAGUGCCAUUAAUUUGACACAGAGGUUCAUGAAGCCAUUUUUCCCUAUUACAAAAUACACCUCACAGUUAUAAAACCACAGGGGACCCAAAUAUGACAUUAGACUCCCACCCCCAAUCCAAUAACAAUAUAGGUAAAGGUACCCCUGACCAUUAGGUCCAGUCGCGGACGACUCUGGGGUUUCGGCGUUCAUCUCGCUUUAUUGGCCGAGGGAGCUGGAGCUUCUGGGUCAUGCGGCCAACAUGACUAAGCCGCUUCUGGAGAACUAGAGCAGCGCACGGAAACGCCAUUUACCUUCCCGCUGGAGCGGUACCUAUUUAUCUACUUGCACUUUGUGCGUUCCAACUGCUAGGUUGGCAGGAGCAGGGACUGAGCAACGGGAGCUCACCCCGUCACGGGGAUUCGAACCGCUGACCUUCUGAUUGGCAAGCCCUAGGCUCUGUGGUUUAACCCACAGCGCCACCCACGUCCCUAAUAACAAUAUAUUAGCGUGCAUAACAGAACCCCUGUAUUGUGAUAUGCUGUUGCUGGAAAAGCUCACCAUGCUUCUUCAUUUUUUACAUUUUGUUGAUAGUUAAAUGAUGUUUACGGUGAAUUUUUCUCAUUCUCUUUGAUUUUAUGUUUGCUUUGUCUUCUAGAUGGCUUCUCUGUCGGAAGUUCUGGGUAUAAAGUGAUGGACAGAGGGGGAAGGAUCCGUUGCAACUUUCAAGACAUGGGAGUAAAUACCAGGGAGACAAUAAAACAUGUGAAAGAUUCUAAAACAGGUAUAGUAAUCUUUGUCUGGAAAGGGAUUUACAUCUGGAAGUAGCCAUCCUACUACAGCAACAUGGCCUUUGCCCUGAGCUUUACUAGCACUGUAGCAGCCAAGCUGCAGCAAUAUUCCAAUUGCCGUGUUAUGGGAGAGAGUAGGGUUGCCUGUGCAUAGCCUUGCCAUUGGGAAGUGUGUGUGUGUUUUAAGAAAAUGUUGGAGUUGUGUGCUCAGUUAUAGAAAGAGAGAAGGCACAAAGCCACCAAAUAACCAAUCUUGCUCGCUCGCUCUUUCUCUUUUUCUCUCUUGUGAAGUCUCAUGGUCCAGCCACAGGCUCUUCCUGUCUGCUUUACACUGAAAAAUAUGAAUUGCUCUUUCCAAGCAAACUUGGUUGCACCCACACUGAAGCCACUUCAUUUGUAGGGCAUGACAAAGGCUGCUUGACUCUGCACACAUCUUCCCCAAGGGAUGCCGCUGCAGCCACCACCGCCACCAGAAAAGUGUUGGGUGCUGGCAGGCCCCUUGGGGUGGGGGGACUUUAACCACAUCAGUUAUGUGGACCACUGGUUGCCUAUCCAUGCGCUAGACCAAUUUAUAAAACAGCCUGAACAGAGACUUUGUACCUUGGCAAAAUGAUUGCUAAAAUUCAGCUGAGUAAACUGAGAUUAGGAAUGUACAAAAAACCCAUUUGUAGUAAAAAUAGCAAUCUUGUGGCACCGUAAAUACAAAAGAUGGCCCCUCUCAAAGUGGUGUGUAAACAAGGAGACAGAAGGAAAUCUGCUUGAUAAGUCCAUUUUCAGAGGAUUUCUGUGAUCCCUAGUUCAGGUGUGUCUACUUUUUAUAUUGUGUUAUAGUAUCAAGAUUUGGGUUGUUAAUUAAUUUGGCACAUUCAUGCCUGGGGAGACGGAAGAAAGUGGAAAGGGCAUUGUCAGGGAACUGACAUCAGAGCGGGAGGUGAAGGGGAGGCUCCUGGAUGAUGCUGGAGAAGGACCCAGCAGCAGGGGGAGAGGCGACUCAGUGGAGGGGGAAGCAUUUAAGCGCAACACCAGGAACAAAAGUGAGCAGAUGGGAAAAUCGGAGAGAGGGCUCACGGACUCUUCACUGGAACUCAGUGAGGAGGGGACAGGUCCUCCGCUACCCACGCCCACCCUGCGCAGAAGGCUCCCGUGCAGUGAGAGGCGGAGAAGAUUGGGUGUCAAACAACUCUUAUGUUGGAAGAGAUUCAAGAAACACCCACUGACGGAUUCUGCUAGUGACUGAGACAGUCAUGAUCAGAAAGGGCUGUGCAGUCAGAAAGGUUUAACAAGGCAAAUUAGCCUAGAGAGGCACCAGUUUACGCACGAGUAACUCAUACUCAUUACAGGCAUCACAACACUGAAGAGAACCAGAGCCAAUCUCAUACAGUCUUCACAACUGAGUGCAUGUCAAAUACAUAGCAUGGGCAUUGUAUACACUCUUUGUCCCAGUUUGCAUAUAGCACUAAGCCACACCAUGGCUAAGCGUAAACAUGCAGACACAGUAAAAAUCAUGUCCAUUUCACUCCCCCUACCAGCUCUGCUGCUGCUGCACUACCCACAGUAAUCCAUGGUGUGUCAUUUGUCUCGCUCCAGACAAGCCAUAAGCUGUAGCCAAGAUUUGUUGUUUGUUCAGGGGAGAGAAACCAAGGUUUGCUUGUGACGCAAAGAGAAACCAUGGCUUCUCUGAGUAGGAUGACAGCAGCAGGACUGGAGGGUGGGGCGGAACAAAGUUGCUAUAAUUUUUACUGUGUGUACCUGCAUGCUUAUGUAUUGACUUGGUCAUGUAUUAGUGUUAUGUGCGAACCAGGCCUAUAGUCUUAAGUUAAAUUUAUCUAUAAAGGCAGUCACAUAUUUAGCUCCUGUUGUGUGGCUCUGUAUGCUAAACACUGCACAUUGUUAUGGCAGCUGCAAGUAUAUCUCCAUUAGUACAGUAGGAGUGAUUUGUAGUUUAGGUCUUUCCUUGCCUGGAGAAAAGUUUUACCCAAUCAAGGCUAGCAGCACAUUGAAAAGAAUCAAGAAUACAUAUUUGUUCAUGCAAAGUGAAUUUUAAUAAAGUUUGUCUAUUUCAGGCUCAAGUGGAAUUCCUGUGAAACUUGUUACCAACCUGUUUAGUUUAGGCUUGCCAAGGGAAUGGCAGCUUUACCAGUAUCAUGUAGAAUUUAUGCCAGAGCUGGUGUCGAGACGUUUGCGGACUGCACUGUUGUAUAGCCAUCCUGAAUUCCAAGGGAAAACCAAAGUAUUUGAUGGUGCAUCUCUGUUUCUAACAGAGAAACUGGAGAAUAAGGUAAGAUCGUGUUCAUCAUUAAAAUAUGCAGGAGCCAACAUUCUGGUAUGUUUUGUUUGGGAAAGGGUUGCUUAAGAGGCGAUAUGUUAGCCUUCAAAUAUAGUAAGAAUUGUCUUGAUGAUGGUGGAACAAAUUCGUUUUGUGUUGCUCCAGAGGAUAGGCCCUAAAACAGUAGAUUCAAAUCACAAGAACUUCCUAAUGGUAUGGGCUUCUCUGACAAUGGAACAGAGACUGCCUUAGAAGGUGGUGGACUCCCAUUGCUUACAGAUUUUUAAGCAAUGGUUGGAUGUCCAGCUAUUAGGGAGGCUGUACUGCACUAACAAGGGUGUCAUGGACUAGCUGAAUGCCAAGACUUGGUGAGAGGCACCAGCUGGUGAACCCCCUGGAAACUUUAUUAGCCCCCCCCCAACCAUGAAUGGCUUGCAAAAACAAUAAAACUCUGGGAAAGUAUUUCGUUAGUAAAAUUAACUGCCUGUCCCGAGAUUCAUUUAUUUCAAGUAAUGAAAUUCAAUAAUUUUAUUUCCCUGAUUGGUGCAAUUACCCGAUGACAAAACAUAAGAAGUGCCCUGUUACAUCAGGCCAAAGGCCCAUUUAGUCCAGCAUCGUGUUUUCACAUUGGCCAGCCAGAUGCCGCAACAGUUCAUGAGCAGUCUCCCUACUUGCAUCUCUGAUACUGGAGGUAGCAUAGCCUUCAUGCCUAGAAGCCAUUGCUAGCCAUAUCCUCUCCGAAUAAGGCACCUACAUUUAUACCAGGCCUUGACAAUCUGUAGACUUCCUGUUGUUCACUGGUUGUAGAAGCUGCCUGGUGUGUGAUAUCUGCUUUGCUUUCUAUUGUGAAGAGAACUCAGAGGCUUUCGUAUGCACAUUUCAAAGAAAAGCAAGCUAGGCAUGAGACUUCAGCCAUUAGUUUCCUAACUCAUCCCAGGGUCUACAAUAUUCUCAGUACAAUCCUUUUGCAGUACAGUGGUACCUCGGGUUAAGAACUUAAUUCGUUCCGGAGGUCCGUUCUUAACCUGAACUGUUCUUCAGCUGAAGCACUACUUUAGCUAAUGGGGCCUCCCGCUGCCGCUGCACCGCCACUGCAUGAUUUCUGUUCUCAUCCUGAAGCAAAGUUAUUAACCCGAGGUACUAUUUCUGGGUUAGCGGAGUCUGUAACCUGAAGCGACUGUAACCUGAAGCGUCUGUAACCCGAGGUACCACUGUAUUUAGAAAUGAGAAGAUGUAGUCUGAAGAGAAACCGCAUAACUCAUAUAUUCACUGACCCCUGGUUAGGUUACAGAACUGUCUUGUGUAACCCGGAGAGAUGAAACUGUGAAGAUGACUAUUACACUAACCCACCAGCUGCUUCCCAGCAAUCCUGUGUGCAUUCAGUUUUUAAACAUCGUCUUUAAAAAGUAAGCCUUUUGAUAAUUUAUUGUCAAAGAUCAAUUGGUCAUAAAAAGAUGCUCAUAAUAUUUAUAUACUGCUAAAACAAUAAAACAGCAAGCUAUUAAAAUAAAACCUUAAACAUCACUGGCAGUUUAUCAUGUUUCUCUUUCCAGACUUCUUUGGGUGCAGUUUUAUUAUUGAAAAAAGUAAAUGAAGCCACUUUUACUGUCAACAUUUUUAACUGCAACUAAAUAUUUAAUUUUCUAGCAAGAGGUCCAUAUAUUCAGUGCAUCCAAUGGCCUAGUUCACAAGUCACAGAAAGCCACAGCUUAUGGUUAACCGUGAACGCAGGGCUCACUCCUGCUUUUCUUCUCUUUUAGCAUGGGUAGAAACAGCAAAUCAUGAUCCCCAGCUUAGUAUUAUACCUGGAGCAGAGAUCAUGGUUUGGUUGUUUCUCACUCAAACAAACCGCAAUUAGUAAACCAAAAACAAACCAUUACUUCAUCUUGUGGCUUGUUUUGGAGCUAAACAAACAACAAUUCUCUGUUCAGAAAUAUUGCUAGACAUCAUGGAUUGCACCUCACAAGGGGAAGAGAAGUGAGAGCCAUUUGUGUGUCCAUAGUAAGCUGUUGACUGUGGUUUACCACAUGGAUCAGGAAACCUUUUCAGCUUGAGGGCCACAUUUCCCUCUGGGCAACCUUUUGGGGGCCAAAUGCCAGUGGUGAAUGGAGCCGGAGGCAAACAAAAGUAGGGGGAUCAUGAAUAUGAACAGUAGAUAAUGGCCAAGGACAUCUACUGCCUUAUCUCUACAGAUACAGAUACCUUAAGGUAUACAGUGGUACCUCGGUUCUCAAACAAAAUCCCUUCCGGAAGCCCAUUUGGCUUCCGAAACAUUUGAAAACUGAGGUGUGGCUUCCCAUUGGUUGCAAGAGCUUCUUGCACUCAACGGAAGCCGUGUCUCACGUUCAGGUUCCAAAAAAACGUUUGAAAACGGAAGCAUUUACUUCUAGGUUUUCAGCGUUCGAGAACCGAAACGUAUGACAACGGAAGCAUUCGGGAACUGAUUUUCCCCUGUAUUUCUAAACCUACCCACUAGUUAUUGUGGGCGUCCGAUGUAACUUCCAACGUGGGAUAUUCUGAAUGCUCGUAAAAAUUCUCAUUUCCAUUGCCAGUUGUUUUGAAACCAGCAGACCCCUUUCAGAUUAGCCCAUCCAAAAUCCCCAAGACACCAGUCAUGUUCAGACAUUUUCCACCAAUUUCUGCUAGCUGUGCUCUUCAUGGUGCUGAUGCCUCAAAAUCACCAUUCAGGAUUUAUUAGAUGAAAAUUGCUCUUUUUAUAUAAGCAUGUUAAAAAGUACUAUAUAACUCUAUUUGAUUGUUCUAACCAUAGUUUAUACACCCGAAUAGUUUCUGCCAAGGUAGAUUUUAGUUCACAUGUUUAGUUAGAUUUGAGAAGUUUGCCCUGUGUAAAAUUAACAAAUUAGGAAAAUGAUGCUUCUGCUGCAUGCCACAUUUAAACAUAUGUUACUAUUUAGGGUUUUGAAAAAGUUGUCUAUGCACCAGAUUGGACGAAACUUCUACAGUCCUUCAGAUCCAGUGGAAAUUCCCCAGCACAAGUGAGUUGGUUGCCCCCAUCUUGUAAUUACAUAAUUGAAUCUCUUAUUGGUAGAUUGAUUGUAUGGCAAUAUGUUUUAUGUGCAGCCCAAUCCUAUCCAUAUUUACUCCAGAUAAGUAAGUCUCAUUGGAUUCAGUUGGAUUUGCUCCUGCGUAAGAAUUGCAGCCGUAAUCUUUUUGCAGCAAAUGUAAGCUUCAGCUGUUAAACUAUGUCCAAAUAUAGAACUCUGCUUUUAUAUACCACCAUGAUUAAAAUGUAAUUCUAGUUUCAUUCCUGCAUAUACAUGCCAUGCCUUUGAACCAGAGGGUGUGCACAGUCUGGAUUUAUUAGAUCAACCCAGAUAUGUCUUUGCCAUCCUUUUCUUUCAGAUUGACGCUUUGGCCAGGAUUUGCUGUGACUAUUGGACAGUUUGAGGAGAAAGUGAUGCUAUGUGCAGAUGUGAGCCACAAAGUCCUUCGCAAUGAGAAUGUCUUGGAAUUUAUGAUGAACCUCUAUGGAAGUGUGGACAACUCACGUUUCGCAGAAACAUGUGAAAAGGAACUGGUGGGGCUUAUUGUCCUUACAAGGUAAUGUUUGUUAUUUGGAAGUUGCUUCUUCUUUUGGAAAUUUUAAGUGGGUGCCUACAUUUGAAUUGGCAAAAUGAGCAAAGAUUCAGUUGAUAUACACUCAGAACUUUAAGAGCUCCCUGUAAGAAUCCUAUUUCCUGUAAGUUAACAGAUUGUUGGGUUCUAGUCAGAUAGGGUGGAUUUCCCGAACCUGUGGCCCUCUGGAUGUUGCUGGGUGAUAUUUGGAUUAUGUUGUCACCAUUGGCUACAUUGGCUAGGGCUGGUAGAAAGUUUUGUUCAAAACAUCAUGAGGGCACCUGGAUGGGGAAGGAACAGACAAAUCCUCAUGCAUAAUCAUUGCUUCCCUUCUGUGAAAAAAAAAAUUGCAACUUGUCCCCAGGCCCACUGAAGGGCAACUGCAAUAUUGCAUGAAUUCACGGAUUCCCAUAUUACACCAUGUAUAUGAGUAGGUCAAGCUUUUCUUUUAGUGCAAGUCAUCUCUGGUGUGCCUGCCAUUGGUGCUGAAUCUUAGUGAAGCAGUGAAUUCUGCUGGAUCAUUUUGGGUCUAUGACAGAGCAGAAUAAUAUUUUGAAAUGCACUUUAUAAUAUUUAUAAUAUUUUGAAAUGCAUUAUAAUGUGCACUUAAUCAUUUCAGAUACAACAACAAGACCUAUAGAAUCGAUGAUAUUGAGUGGACUGUGAAGCCAACAGAUGUAUUUCAGAAAAGUGACGGCACUCAGAUCUCUUAUGUAGAUUACUACAAACAGGUAAAUAAGAAGCAGGCUGAUGCAGCAGGGCUAAACUCUUUUCAUUGAUACAAAAUGGCUGUAAGUGAAGGGUGGAAUUUCACUGGUGAAAUAUAGGAAAGAGUUGAGGCAAAAUGGAUAUGGGAUAAUGUCAUUAGGAAUGCAAAAUACUCAAAUUCAGUUGGACAUCCCAUUUUGCCUUGUGCUGUGUAUGUCUUGCCAAUAAGUACCAUGGGCACAGAAUAAGAACAAUUUGCCUACCUCUUAUUUUAAAUUUCCCUGAACAGCAGUAUGAUGCAGUCCUGACUGACCUAAAUCAACCCAUGCUCGUAAGCCAGCUGAAGAGUAAGAGCAGGAGCACUGUUGGACCUCGUGUGGCCCACCUUAUCCCUGAACUCUGCUACUUGACAGGUAAACAGCAGGUGAUCUGGCCAUUAGAGCAACUUUGUGAACUUAGAGAAAACAGUCUGAACUUGUCUUCAUUCAGUCCUCCAGUAUUCAGGGCUUACAGAUCUGGCUUCUAGUCACAUUGACUUUGGAGAAAUUGGAUGUUUUCAAUUGUGGCAAGUUGAAUCUGGAAUACCCAUUGCAUGAGGAUGGACUGUAAUGACAGAGUACAUUCUUUGCAUGCAGAAAGCUCCAAGUUUAAUUCCUGGCACCUGCAGCUAAAGCAGAGAAGGCCCAUCAGUUGUUUUUGAUCUACAGCUUCCAUCAUCCCUGACCAUUGGCCAUGCUGACUGGGGCUGGUGAGAAUUGGAGUCCUCUGGAAGGCCACAUCUUCCUUACUCCUGGCAUAAAUGUUAAAAAGCAUGAAGAAGAUAAAGCAUGGUGGAGUGUUGUGAGAGUAGGCUGGGAUGUUGAGAAGUAGCAUUGUUUGCAGUAUUAACAAAACACAUAAUUUAUCUGUGUAGCCUUCUCCACUUCUUUGGCAGUCCUUUAUUUGACACACACAAGUGUAGGCACCAACAGUCAACAUUUGACAGUGUAUAUUCUAAGUACAGAGUGAGGUGGCUUUUUUUGUUGUUGCUUACUUUAGUUUUGCAUUUGAGAAGCAUUAAAACAUGCACUUCCUCUUUCCCACUGCACUCUGAAGUGAUACCAUGUGUUGACUCUGAAUGCACAGAAAUGCUCAUAGAUGUUCUAUCUACAUCUACAUCAUUGCAAGGCAGUGCAAAUAUUAGUACAUCAUGAUUGAAGGCUUGCUGGAUGAAGUGAGAUAUGAGAUACUUUUGCACUUCUUUACCUGCCUUUCAGUCAUGCCACCUGCCUUGCUUUUAGUUACCAACCUUUCCCCCCAUGGGCCCAAGAUUGAUUUCCUGAUGCAAAUUGUUUGUUAGGCUUGAGCAACCGUGCGACUUCUGACUUCCGUUUGAUGAAAGAUUUAGCCCAAGAAACUCACUUGGCCCCAGACCGCAGGCACCAACGACUGUCUAGACUAGCCGACAACAUUCAAAGGUAAUUCUACUAGAUCUGAUGGACUGUAUAAGUUUCGUCCAAUUUGGUGCAUAGAUAACUUUUUCAAAACCUUAAACAGGUUUCGACAAGAUCUGUUUCAUGACUCUUGCUGCAUCUGCCAUGCUUAGACUUGGACACUGCUUCAAGUAUAGCUGCCCAAAGUGUGAUACAGGCAGUGUAAUAUUUGUGUGUGUGAUCUCUGUGUGAUGUGAUCUACAGGAAAAUUGACGGACUGUUUACGGACUGGAUCUGGUUUGUGUUGAAGCUGGAAGCUGUUCCAUAUUUUUCACUCUUAAGGACAAAAAAUAAUGCUUUCAAGUUAUAGAAAAUGGACAUAUUCUACACUUUAAUAUUUAUUACAUUUCUCUUUUUGGAUUUUGUAUGCAACUUGUGUGUGUUUUUAUGUAUUUAUUAGUUAUGCUAGGCCUGAGCAUAUAUGUUCCAUAGUUCUUCAGCCCUUACUGUUAAAUGGCACCUUUGACCACUUAUAAGGCAUAAGGCAGAAUAUACAUAUAUACCCCACAGUUUGCAUAGGCAUGCAUAUAUAGAGAGGAUUGCAGCCUUAGGUGUUUGUGGUGUUUAUUCUGUGCCUACAACCCCUAGAUGGAGUUAAAGUACCAUAGCUGGUUAUUACAAAGACUAAGAGUAUUUCCCCCUUUAAACAUCCUGAAACAUUCAUGGAUGGUUUCUACAAAUAAGUCAUUGACACUGUACACUCUUCUGUGUGGAAAAGACUUACUACAAAAAACCAAAAACCUGUGUUUUUAGAAUUAUUCUGUAUCAACUAAUUUAUGCUUUUUCUUUCAUUCAUUGCUUUCACCUUCAACUGAUAUUGUUAGCUGUGUUAUGACAAUACUGGCUUGGUUAAGCUCCAAUAAGUUCAUUCAGCUGUAUGUUUUGAUGAAGAGAAUGUGGUGCUGGUGGGAGACAAUGAACUUGGUCUUGGGGUGUUACUGCUGUGAAUCCCUUCAUCAUAGGCUCAGGUUGCAUAUAUGUAAAUAAACUGUAUACCCUAAAGUCACCACAGUAUAUGUUGUACUUUGUUCCAAAGAAACACGAACCCUAGGUUAGUGCCCGGAACCCCUGAAAUCUUGAACUGCUUGGAAAUUGGGGUGGCACGCAACAAUGUAAAUUUCUGCUUUGCCUUUAUUUACACUGUAAAAACUAUAUACAAGCAUACAUAACAUUGGGGAUGCACAUUUUAUUGCAGAAACAAAGAUGCGCGUUUAGAAUUGGAGAGCUGGGGGCUGAAGCUUGGGUGUCAGGCUUCCUUGACUGGCCGUGUGGUCACCUCAGAAAAAAUCCUCAUGCAGAAUGAAGUCGUAAGUAUUCUAGAGACUCUGUUCCAUUUUAUGUCCUGGACUUGAAUGUUAGAGAGACUCAAACAUGAUUCCAAACGUUGCCUUUGGCUAUUAGAAUAGUUCCUGUGCACAGCGGCAUUUGUCUAUGUGUGUGAGUCCUUGGAGGGAUAUUCUGAACUUCUGUACUAUUUAAGGUCAUUUGAAGUUCCUGUUAGUUGACAGUUUAUACAUAAGCUUUCUCCCUCAAAUUACUGGGGUCACUUGCAUCUCUUUUUCUUCUUGCAGUGCAUGCCAAUGAAUGCCAAUGACUGGUUCAGAGAUAUGCGUAAUAUGAAGAUGAUAGGAGUGGCACAUCUGCAGAGCUGGAUACUGUUGUGCAGCAGCAGAAACUCGGAGCUUGCACAUAGUCUCAUGAACUGUUUGAGACGAGUGGGAGGUCCCAUGGGAUUCCACAUUGAAUAUCCAAAAGUGUGAGAGAGAUUCAGAUAACAAACCUUGUUUUCUUCUUUACCUCACUCCUUUUCAUACAUUGUGGGUUUGGGGUUUUUAAAUGGGUGCGUGUAUAAGAAAUUUUUAAGUGUGCAUAUCUAAAAAUGCAAAGUGUGUAAAUGUGACAGUGAUGCAUUUACAAACUCAUGGGGGAACGAGCGUUGACUUUUUGUUCACUAUCUAAGGCAGAGAUUUUCAACCUUUUUGAGUCCACGGCUCCCUUGACCAACUACAUUCUUUCUGCAGCACCCCUGUGGAACUGAAGAGCCAGUUAUGUCACCCCUUGCCUGCAGAGCUGGCAGCCCCUCACCCUUUUUCGAACACCCUCCCUUGUGGAGUGUUCUCCUCUCCCCUCUCCUUGCCACUCUGAGGUCCAUUCCUUGGUCCCUGGGCUGCCCCACCCCAAAGACAGGUGUCUCCUCAUACUGCCCCACAAGGGCCUGGGAAGAGGAUGUCCCCAACGGGCCCAACGGAGACUGGCCAAAGUUGAAUGUGAGGCCAGCACCUUACCUUGGGAGGCAGCAAUGGCAGCAGGCCUGCAUGGAGGAAAGGCUAGCCAUCAGCACUGGGCCCUCAGCUCCCAGGUAGGCCUUGCAAGCAGCAAGCACAAGAAAAGCCAGCACAGUGACUGCCUGCCAGGCCUCCCACUUGUCUGUCCAUUCCCAACAGCAACGGCUGGUGGACUGGCUAGCUGGACUCCCUCGCCUGCUUGCUUGCUUACUCCAAGGCCGCCUCAACUCCUGGCAACCAGCACCCCAGCCAGCCCCAGAGGCACCAUUUGCCUGGGGAGCUUGUAGCCAGGGUUGCUGCAACAAACAGCUUUUGGGAGGCAGAAUUAUGAGAGGGCAUCAGAAGAGGGAAGGAAGGAAAGGGGACAGAGGCCAUUGUUGCCUGUGGCACCCCUGACCAUCAUUCAAGGCACCCCAGGGUCCCAUGGCACACUGGCUGAAAAAUCACUGAUCUUAGGAACUCUUGGAGUCAGGCCCCCAAGUUUGCUGCUGCAUAAGGUAUGUGCAACAAACAGCAGUGUGCUUCUCUUUUGUCCUGUGUAUAUCAAGCACACUAAGGAUGGAUAGCGGGCAACCUUUGAGUAUGUGGUGGCAGUUUGAAAUUGCCAUGUAUGGUGGUUCCUUACUAUUUUUUUUAUUUCAUCAAAUGUAGACACUGUUUAAUUGGUUUCUUUUUUUAACAAACACCUCAAAGCAGUGUACAAAAAAGAUAAAACAACAAAAACAAGUAGCAGUUCAGUCAUGUGCUACUGCCAGCACAUGCAGGAUUGAGCUUAUCGCACCGGGUAGCACAGAACCACAUUAUUUGUGGUAUAUGGAAAGCUUCAUUCUCUGCAAGGCUGGCUGGAUACCAGCUAGUAGUCAGCAUGAGUAUAGAACUUGGUGGGAGACAUUGAAAACCACUGGCUUUUGUAUAACCUUCCUCCUUGCUAAUUUUUUAUGUUCUUCAAUAUUUGUGCGCUAAUUUAAUCAACCUUGAUUGCCCAUAUCUCAGAUAUCUCUAACUCUGGCCAUGGUUUGAUGGUCCAUGUUAAAUAGUGGAAUUUCAGGCAAAUGAGGACUUUCAAGUCAUAAAAACGAAAUCCCCACUGCACUACUUUUCUGCCUGUGCAUAUUACAUCAAUGCAGGCCAUGAGUAGUAGCUGAUUCACGCAAUUUAUAACUGGUGAAGUCAACCCAAGUUGAUUUUCCAGUAGAAAUUCACACACAGAUGGGUUUUGCAAAUAUUAACUUUUUGAAGCAUUCCACAUUUACAUACCCACUUCAUGUUGACUUUGCUAUAGAGAAAAAUCCAAGGAUUGUAUAGUUUUCAUUUGAUGUGAUGGUUUAUCUUUAAUCAGCAUAUCCUACAUUCCUUUGUUGGUAGGGACUCAUAUGUUCUUUGGUCCAGAUAAAACCUGCUGUCCGUGAACAGAUUUUGCAUGGUUUGCUCUGAAACUUUAAAGACAGGCAUUCACACAGGGCUUGUAUUGAUCUUUGCAACUCCAUAAGUUAAUAUGCUUUGUCUCUCCCAGCCUCUCCUUUUUAUUGAGUGGCUCCAGUCCUAGAAUAUGUCAGAAUCCUGGCAGGGUAAUCUAGCCAACACGAGCUGGCAACAGUACCAAAGCUCCACCAGCUGCGAGGGGUCGGUCUGUAAUUAUGCUCUGGCAAUAUCUCUAUAGUUGGGCUUUCUCCUGCUCUUGGCAGGCUUCAUUGGGGGCAAGAGGGUUGGCACAGAAAUCCCUUGCAUUGGCUUCAUGUCUGAUUUUCUUACUGAAGUGGGAAAGUAAUGACUGACCAUGAAUGAAGUGGUUUUAGACUGAAAUAUGCAUGCUUAUAAAAGUAUAAUUGAAAGCAUGGUGUCUCUGAAAUAAGUUCCACUGAAUUCAGCGAGGCUUCCUCUUGUAAUUGUGUUGGGGGCAAUAGUCUUAAGGAGGAUUCCUCCCUUACCAUAUUUUGUUUGCAAACAUCACAGAGUAGUGGAGAAAAGUAUUUGCUGAAUCAACCCUAUACUGGACGUCAGAAAAGGGGUAGGGAUGGAACGGGGUGUUUUCAGGCUUUUUCAUUGGGUAUUCCAGUUAUACACGAUUUCAUGUAAGUAUGCAUAAAUGGGGAGUUGCCUGUAUUACUGUCCUGGGGGGGUGUAUGUGUAUGUAUCACAACUUCAUGAUGUUUUACUUGGGCCCAUAUAUAAAACGUAAUUCUAUUUUCAUGGAUCAUCCUUCCUCUUCCCACCACUGUAAUUUUGUGCAUUAGUAAUCUCUCCUGAACUGCUGAUGAAUUCUGUCCUGGGUUUGAUAUCAUUUUCCCAAGAAGCCGGUGGAAUGCUGUGUUCUGAGAGAUGUCCUUUAGACUGCCAAUUACAGUGUUAGCAUUUCUAAUAUUCCCCAUUGCUUUCUGAUCUUUGUCUGCAGCAUACCAGUGCAGGAGAACCCCUCAGCAUUUAUUCGAGCUCUGCAACAGUAUGUGAAUCCUGAGUUACAGCUGGUGCGUAUGCAUAUUUGAGUUGCUUUUCAAAUGUGUUUGAAGAGAGGCGUGUAUGUUGCCUGCUGAUGUUCAAGGUGGCUGGAAGGAAGCUAUUGGAAAUUGGUCCUUCUAGAGAAGGCAGCGCAAUAGGCUGCUUUGUAUGAUGAUGAUUUUUGUAUGGUACAAUUUCUUUUCCUGUUAACCUUGACUGCAUAUAUGUGAUACAUUACUUCUCCCAGAUAAUCUUGAAAUCCGUAAUUUAUCCCUCACAGAGCUACAAUUCCCAACACCCUUAACAAACUACAGCUCUCAGGAUCCGGGGGUGGAGGAAGUCUUGUGCUUUAACUUUAUGGUGUGUAUGCAGACUUUGUCAGCAUUUGUCCUGGUAUCCUGGUAUUGAUCCUCCUCACCCUCUGCCCCAGUUCUUAACCACAACUUUGCAAAUUAUACCAAAGUUAUCAAGGACAAUAGUUUGCAAUCCACUGCAUUUGUAAUCCACAAAAUUGCAGUGGGGAAAUCUAAUUUUCAGGAUUCUUGCCACUCCAUACUGCAUCAAAUUUAAAGGGUUACUAUUAGUGCAACUUUACUAUUAUUAUUUAGCUCUUAACUAUGCCUUCAGGUUCAGUAAACUGGGGGAGUGGGGUGUUUAGUUUGUAAUUUUUCUAUUUUCAAAAUGUAACUCAAAAGUUUUUUGAUUUUUUUGCAGGUAUAAAAUUCAAUUAAACAAUUAGAAAUUUUGGGUGGCUCUUGCAGCUAACCACUCUGCUUUUGGCAGCUUUUCCUGAUUUGGAAACUCAUUUUCAAUUAAUCUUACAUUUGUACUACAUGUUACAUGUAAGAAAAUCCUGACAACCUACUUCUGGUGGCUUAAAGGCAUCCUUGGGGUGGUGCAAUUGGCAGCUGGAAAGCAGGGAGUCACGCCUUUCUUUCAUUCACCAACCUUUUCUGCUUCGAUUGCCACUUUCUCUCCUCCUUCAGGAGCGUUCCAGCUGUGUAAUGCUGAAUCAAGGAUUGAGCAAGCCUGGCUUGUGAGCAAACCUCAGGGACUGAAACUGCUUGUCUGUUGUGCCACUUUUAGGUGCUGUGUGUGUUGCCUUCCAACAAGAAGGACUGUUACGAUGCUGUGAAGAAGUUCUUAAGUCUUGAGCGGCCCAUCCCUAGCCAGUGUGUGCUUGCUCGCACCCUGAGCAAGCAAGGGAUGAUGAUGAGCGUAGCCACAAAAAUUGCAAUGCAGAUCACCUGUAAGCUUGGAGGGUCACCAUGGGCAGUUGAGAUACCAGUAAGUAGUUUUGUUUACAUCCACCCCCACACUGCCACUUCCAAACAAAGCAGGCCUUUAUCAUGCUGAUGUACUACCUCCUCCAGAAUCAAAGGUUGUAUGCCGCUGAGUACCAGUUGUGUGGGGAUCACAAGUGAGGAAAAUGUUGUUGCACUCAAGUCCUGCUUGCAGUCCUUCCGUGCUGGCAUCUGGUUGGCCACUAUGAGAACAGGAUACAGGAGUAAAUGGGCCUUUGAUCUGAUCCAGCAUGUUGGUUCUAAUGUAUGCAGCCUCUUAUUCUAUCUGCUGUUUACUCAACAGCUGAAGUCCGUCAUGGUGGUCGGCAUUGAUAUCAACAAAGAUGCUUUGACCAAAGGAAGCUCAGUUAUUGGAUUUGUGACCAGCUCUAAUUUACAACUGACUAGGUAAGAUUCUUGUUUCACUAGCUCGACACUUCUCAGGAGAUUGUCACUGCAGUGGAAGCUCAGUAACUAUGUAAUGUGAAGGUGCAGUUCCCAUGUCCUUGUCAGCUGUUCUGUUGAUGCACUGUGUGGGCAUGAAUGCUGAUCUUUCGGAUAUUUCAGUAUUUCCCAUGGGAAAUGGGAACAAAGCAUGGGCAUAAACAAGAUGAGCUUGAGCUCUUGGUACAGCAAACUAAAUAUGACAUAAUAGGCAUCACUGAAACCUGGUGGGAUAAGUCCCACGAUUGGAAUGUAAUAAUGGGGGGAUACAAUCUAUUUCAGAGAAACAGACCAGACAAAAAAGGAGGAGGAGUGGCGUUAUAUGUCAGGGAUAUGUAUACCUGUGAAGAGAUCCAAGAUUUAGAACCUCAAAGCCAAAGUGAGAGCAUUUGGGUCAAAAUUAAGGGAGAGAAGAAUAACAGUGACCUCAUUGUGGGAGUUUACUAUAGAUCCCCAAGCCAAACGAAGGACAUAGAUGAUGCCUUCCUGGAACAGAUGGCCAAGCAUGCAAAAGGAAGGGAGAUAGUAGUAAUGGGGGACUUCAAUUACCCGGAUAUUUGUUGGAUGUCAAACUCAGCCAAGAGCAUAAGGUCAAACAGAUUCCUCACUGGCCUUGCAGACAACUUCAUUGUCCAGAAAGUGGGAGAAGCAACAAGAGGAACAGCCAUUUUAGAUCUGGUCCUAACCAAUGUUGAUGACCUGGUUAGUGGGGUAGAAGUGGAAGGAUCAUUAGGCGCGAGUGAUCAUGCUCUUCUGAAGUUUACUAUACAGCGGAAAGGAGCAGCCAAGCAUACUAGGACUCAAUUUCUUGACUUUAAGAAAGCCGACUUCAUAAAACUUAGGGAAGUGCUGGGUGAGAUCCCAUGGACAGUAAUACUAAAAGGAAAGGGAGUUCAUGAUGGCUGGGAGUUUGUUAAGAGGGAGAUACUAAAAGCACAACGUCAGGCAAUACCAAUGAGACGGAAACAUGGAAGGUGCCCAAAGAAGCCAGGGUGGCUAUCUAAAGAACUUUUAACUGAGUUAAGACUGCAAAAGGAUGUGUACAACCAAUGGCAAAGGGGGGAACCCUCCAAAGAGGAAUUCAAACAAAUAGCCAGCACGUGUAGACACAAAGUCAGAAAAGCUAAAGCACAGAAUGAACUCAGGCUUGCUAGAGAGGUUAAAAGCAACAAAAAGGCUUUUAUGGGUAUGUUCGUAGCAAAAGGAAGAACAAAGAAACAGUGGGGUCACUCAGAGGAGAAGAUGGUGAAAUGCAAACAGGGGACACAGAAAGGGCUGAACUCCUCAAUGCCUUCUUUGCCUCAGUCUUCUCCGAUAAAGAAAACAAUGCCCGACCUGAAGAAUUUGGAGCAAAUGAUUCAGCAGAGGAAACACAGCCCAGAAUAACUAAGGAGAUAGUACAAGAAUACUUUGCUAGUUUAGAUGUAUUCAAGUCUCCAGGGCCAGAUGAACUGCAUCCAAGAGUAUUAAAAGAACUGGCAGAUGUGAUCACAGAACCACUGGCAGUCAUCUUUGAGAAUUCCUGGAGAACAGGCGAAGUCCCGGCAGACUGGAGGAGGGCAAAUGUUGUCCCUAUUUUCAAAAAGGGGAAAAGAGAGGACCCAAAUAAUUACCGCCCAGUCAGUCUGACAUCAAUACCAGGGAAGAUUCUGGAGCAGAUCAUUAAGCAAACAGUCUGUGAGCACCUAGAAAGGAAUGCUGUGAUCACCAAUAGUCAGCAUGGAUUUCUGAAAAAUAAGUCAUGUCAGACUAACCUGAUCUCAUUUUUUGACAGAAUUACAAGCCUGGUAGAUGAAGGGAACGCAGUGGAUGUAGCCUACCUUGAUUUCAGCAAGGCAUUUGACAAGGUGCCCCAUGAUAUUCUUGUAAAGAAGCUGGUAAAAUGCGGUCUUGACUAUGCUACCACUCAGUGGAUUUGUAACUGGCUGACUGACCGAACCCAAAGGGUGCUCAUCAAUGGUUCCUCUUCAUCCUGGAGAAGAGUGACUAGUGGGGUGCCACAGGGUUCUGUCUUGGGCCCGGUCUUAUUCAACAUCUUUAUCAAGGACUUGGAUGAUGGACUCAAGGGCAUCCUGAUCAAAUUUGCAGAUGACACCAAACUGGGAGGGGUGGCUAACACCCCAGAGGACAGGAUCACACUUCAAAACGACCUUGACAGAUUAGAGAACUGGGCCAAAACAAACAAGAUGAAUUUUAACAGGGAGAAAUGUAAAGUAUUGCACUUGGGCAAAAAAAAUGAGAGGCACAAAUACAAGAUGGGUGACACCUGGCUUGAGAGCAGUACCUGUGAAAAGGAUCUAGGAGUCUUGGUUGACCACAAACUUGACAUGAGCCAACAGUGUGACGCGGCAGCUAAAAAAGCCAAUGCAAUUCUGGGCUGCAUCAAUAGGAGUAUAGUAUCUAGAUCAAGGGAAGUAAUAGUGCCACUGUAUUCUGCUCUGGUCAGACCUCACCUGGAGCACUGUGUCCAGUUCUGGGCACCACAGUUCAAGAAGGACACUGACAAACUGGAACGUGUCCAGAGGAGGGCAACCAAAAUGGUCAAAGGCCUGGAAACGAUGCCUUAUGAGGAACGGCUAAGAGAGCUGGGCAUGUUUAGCCUGGAGAAGAGGAGGUUAAGGGGUGAUAUGAUAGCCAUGUUCAAAUAUAUAAAAGGAUGUCACAUAGAGGAGGGAGAAAGGUUGUUUUCUGCUGCUCCAGAGAAGCGGACACGGAGCAAUGAAUCCAAACUACAAGAAAGAAGAUUCCACCUAAACAUUAGGAAGAACUUCCUGACAGUAAGAGCUGUUUGACAGUGGAAUUUGCUGCCAAGGAGUGUGGUGGAGUCUCCUUCUUUGGAGGUCUUUAAGCAGAGGCUUGACAACCAUAUGUCAGGAGUGCUCUGAUGGUGUUUCCUGCUUGGCAGGGGGUUGGACUCGAUGGCCCUUGUGGUCUCUUCCAACUCUAUGAUUCUAUGAUUUGUAUCACAAGUAUCUGGAGCUACAUCUCUCAAAUCAAUUUCCUGUAAGACAAGUAAACAUGAUAUGGUUCAGCAGCGGGUCCCCCCCCCUCCACCUAUUUGUGGUUUCUCUUGGUGAUGUAGGAGUGUACAGAACCUCCGUGAAGGCAAUAGAGGACUCCAAAUAGACUUAGAGUUUAAUAAGCCUGUACUGCUAUAACCUCAAAACAAAUUUUAUUUCCUUUUAUGUCCAGGUGGUAUUCUCGUUGCAUGCUGCAAAAUUCAGGAUCAAACAUUGCAGAUUGUUUAAAGGUCUGCAUGAAAGGUAGGGGUGCUGCUGUAUAAAUUAGUGAAAUAUACUUAAUGGUUGAACAUUUAUUUCUUGAGGUGGGGGAGUAGAUGAUCCUUCAUGUAUCUGGGUCCCAAGCUAAAAGUAAACAGCAGCAGCACCUUGAACUGGGUUCAGAAACUGACUGGAAGGCACUGUACUUGUACAUCAAGCCCAUACAAUUUGUGUGGUCUGCCAAAUUAUGCACAGUCCUUGGGCUGUACAUGAAGGCCUGUAACAGUAGGCUGAACCCUGCUCCAGCACCAACCCUGCAAGGUUGCCUAAUAGCUCCAGGGAGUCCUGUCCUAUUCUUCUGUCUCUCUGCUGCCACGACCCUCUUAGGAGUCACCUAUGGCAAGGGGCACAGGAUUCCCACUGCCUAACAGUGGCCUUCUCAGGAGUAGGGAAAUAGCCAGCUGGAUUCUAAGUCUCCUGCUUGGCAACUUCAGCCUGGCUCUCCUCCUGUUUCAGCAGUUUAUUCAAAUUGAGGGAAUGAAAGAGCAAGUAUGCAGAUCAAAAUAAAACAUCAUACCAGGAUAUUGGUCUCACUGUUUCUAUGGUAGGCCAAUCACUACAAAACUUAUUCUCAGUGGUCAUCUUUGGUGUUGAUUGUAUCAGGCAUCAGUUGCAGGGACAAAAACUGCAUCACAACACUAAUAUUUUAAAGAGUGCCUGACUCAAGUGGGUCUUGACUGACAGGUGGCUCUAUCCAGCCAACCAUAAGUCAUGCCACAUCACAAGAGAUUAGGGCCCUUUGCUAUGUGGCCUACCAGAUACUUUAUUAGGCAGCAAAAAUAGGGUUUGGAGGUUCUGCUAGGUUGCUGUGACUAUUUGGGGAAGGACUAUGGAUGACUCCUAGUAAACAGAACAUACUUCACAUGCAAAGGUCAUAGGUUCAGUUGCCAGCAUCUUCAGGCAGGGCUGGGAGAGAUCCCCCACCUUUAAAGCCUGGAAAGUCGCUGCCAAUCAGCACAUACAAUAUUGAGCUGGAUAUAAAAUGAUCUGACUGUAUAAGGCAGCUUCCUAUGGUAUACUGUGUUUAUCAUGGUAGCUUACAAGACUUUCCUGCAUUUUAUUUAUUUUGUUCCCACUGUUGCAUACUGUCAAAUAGGAUUUUUAAAUACUACAUCAGUCUGCAAAAUGUGUUUACCAGAGGAGAUAAUGGGAUUAUUGUACAUAUCAGGAAUGGUGGAAUAUGUGACCCUUGAAAUAAUGCUGAACUCCAUCUCCCAUCUGCCUUGGUCAUGAUGAAUAGUUAGGGAUGAUCGGCUAAGGAUGAUGGAGAGUCACAAGUAUCAUUUGUAUACACCAGGGGUCAGCAACCUUUUUCAGCCGUGGGCCAGUCCACUGUCCCUCAGACCAUGUGGUGGGCCGGACUAUAUUUUGAAAAAAAAUGAACGAAUUCCUGUGCCCCACAAAUAACCCAGAGGUGCAUUUUAAAUAAAAGCACACAUUCUACUCAUGUAAAAACACACUGAUUCCCGGACCGUCUGCAGGCCGGAUUUAGAAGGCGAUUGGGCCGCAUCCGGCCCCCAGGCCUUAGGUUGCCUACCCCUGGUAUACACCAUGCAAUAGGCAGGUAUCUGUUGCAGCCUUUCCUGAGCAGGUGCUCACCAGAAGCUUUGGACUACAACUUCUAUCAGCCCCAGGCAGCACAGCUGAUGGAAGUUGUAGUCCAUAACAUUGGGAGGGUAUCGGACUGGAGAAGGCUGAUCUGUUGCCCAUCUCUAGUGCCAUUCAUUCUUGAGCAAGUAACACCAGCCUUUUAAAACAACAACUAAAAGCCUUUGUGCCUAAAGAUAAAAGUUCAUUCAUUUUUGUUUCAUCUGUAGUGUCAAUGUGAAGGGAAGCUUACAUAUGAUCAGCUUGUUCCCACAUGGGAUCAGUUAUGUAACUCCAUUCUUUAUUUCCUCCUUGUGGUUCUGUAGAUGCUUUAAGUAAUUGGCAGACAUGUAAUGGGCAGCUGCCUGCACGCAUAAUAGUGUACCGUGACGGCGUUGGAGAUGGGCAGCUGAAGAUGGUGGUAGACUUUGAAGUCCCACAGAUACUAAGUGCCCUCGAUGAGUCCAGUGGUGGCUGCAGGUAAACUGAUCCUGUCCUGCCUUUUGUCUUUACCAGGCAGGUAGUUUGAAACAAUCAUGGUUGCUGGAAGCAAGACUUGUUCUUUAUCAGCAUCUCUCAUUUAGCAGUGGUGGCAAAGAACGCAUGGUUAGCCCUGCAUCACUGAUUCACCUUCUAAAAUGUCUUUCUUUUUACAUCAGAAGAGCCAAACUAUCGCUGAUUGUGGUCAGGAAGAAAUGCCUUCAGCGUUUCUUCAUCGAGACCAACAGAAGCCUGCAAAACCCUCCUGUUGGGACAAUUAUUGACACAGAGGCUACUCGACCUGAAUGGCAAGUAUAGAUAUUGGCACAACUACGAAAGCGAGGUGAUUGGCUAAGUAAGAUGAGCUUAUUAAGCAGUUUCUAUCAGCUCCAAACCAGGAAGGCUCCCUCUCUUGAAUACUUCUGCCCUAUUUCUUUGCUUGGUUGUUCAAAGUAAUAGCUAUUCCAGAAUGUUCUAACAGACUGGACAAUUGGAUAACCAGAUGCUGCGUUGAAUGGGAAUUCUUUUUACAUGAUGUUACGAAGGUUCAUGUUCAAUGAAUCUGAAGGACUCCAAGCAGCAGGAUCUGUCACAGGUCCCUUCAACCAGCAAUGUGGGCAGAGGGUAGGUUGAGUAAACAGUCACUCUCUGAGUCUUGUGCCUCAAUGCCUUGUGGAAGCAUGCCAAGUCAGUUAGUUGCCCAAUUUCUUCUUUAAAAUUUCACCUUCUAACUACAGGCGGUGACCAUUUCGUGCAGGAGUUCUGUUUCUGGCCCCCAUGCACCUCUCUGGAGUGUGUAUAAGCCUGCCCCGUUCCACUCCGUUCUGCCCUCCCCCCAUUCUGCCUUGUUCCGGGUCCAAAAGGACCCGUUCAUUUGCAUGUCCAUUGGAUGUGCCUAAAAUGGUCACCACCCGUAGUCUUGGUUUAAUAAAGAAGAGCACAGGUCUCCAUAUCAGUGAUGCCCCAAAACAGUAUCUUUUCUGGUCCCCAAUCUUUUUGGCUUUCACCACAAGAUCAUACCUUUAUAUUCUGCAUUAAUGCAGUAUCACAUUCUGGACCAGGGGUAGACAAUGUAGUGCCCUUCAGAUGGACAAAUCACACCAGCCAUCACCUUUAGUCACGCUGAUAGGAGUUAAAGUCCAGCAGUAUCUGGAAGGUACCACAUUGGCUACCCCGACCCAGACCCAUACUUGCAGUCACUAGUAGAUAUUGAAACUCCCGAAUCAUGUGCUGUGCAAGUAUUUUAUCUUUUUAUGGAUAUAGCAAGAUAGCUUAUAAUUGAGAGCCAAUAUGAUACUACAGUGGUUAGAGUGAUGGACUUUGACUGGGGAGACCUGGACUCAAAUCCCAAUUCUCUGGGUCUCCUUAGGCCAGUCACUCAAGGCCUAACCUAACUCUCAGGAUUGUUGCAGAGAUAUUGGUGAGAUGGUUGUGGUAACCAGUAGCCAUUUACAACUGCAUGUGUGGAACAAAUAAAAUGUUAGCAGACCUAAUUUAGACAGGAAGCUUAAUGGUGCUCCCUAUGGUCGUCCCAUUGAUUAGUUAUGGGCACAGGCUGCCACCUCGCUUGAAGACUAACUUUGGUGAAAGGUGUAGCUCUGCACCCACCCUCCUGCAUGUGCAGAACUGCCUCUCCAUUAAAACAAAUGCACAGGAGCUUGGCAGUACUCAGGGCAGAACAUGCAAAGUUUCAGAUUAGGGUAGGUGUGGGAAGCCUGCAGGAAACUCCACAUGUUCUUGGACUUCAGCUCGCAUCAGCUCUGGUCAGCAUGAUCAGUGGUCAGGGAUGAUGGAAAUUGUAACCCAGCAGCAUCCUGAGGGCCACAGGUUCCUCAUUCCUGGAUUAGGGAAAGAAACACCAAAUUGCUGCUAUUAUUAUUGUUGUUGUUGUUAUUAUUAUUAUUAUUAUUAUUAUUAUUAUUAUUUAUUUGGAUGGUCAAAACUGAUAGCCAGUGCAGUAUAACAGUUUUGGUUUUAAACUGAAGAGACCUCAUCUGAAUCCCCACUAAGCUGUGACAUUCACUGGGUGGCCAGUCACUUUCUCUCUGCCUAACCUUCUUCACAGGAUUGCUCUAACGAUUGAAUACUGUAUAGUGGUAGGGCCAGGACGACUAUGUAUGGGUGUGUAAAGUUGGCAGUCAGAUGCCCUUGAAAAAUAAGAUUUCUGCUACUUUAUAUGCGUCCAAAAAGCAUAAGCAAGCCCACUAACUUAGUAUAUGGUGAUUAUUAUUAAUUUGCAUUUAUAUUCCACCCUUCCCAAAGGAGCCCUGGGUAGCAACUAAUAUUCAUAUUAUUCAUAUUAAUAAUUGCUUUUAUCAAUAUACCGGUAGUUUUUAUUAUCAUAAUAGUAGUAGUAGUUAGAACAUAUUACAUAGACUGCUUCCUUCUGCUAAUUCUAAUGUUGCCCAACAGGUACGACUUCUUCUUAAUUAGCCAACUUGCCCGCCAGGGCACUGUCAAUCCCACAUACUACAAUGUGGUUUAUGAUGAGAAUGGAUUCAAGCCAGACCAUAUGCAGCGUUUUACAUAUAAGAUGUGCCAUCUGUACUACAACUGGCCUGUAAGUAACACAGUUGCAUCCAGAUAGUUAAUUGCCUUCCUUUUCCUCCCACAUGAAGUUAGGGAAGGAUUGGCCUCCUUUUCAAGUAGUGCCAGUGCCCUCUUCCUCUUACAUAGGAUCAGCCCUGUCCAACUUGCAGCUAUUGAUGUAAAAAAUGUAGUCUACCUGUUUUUGUUGCCCCCGGAAUUGAGAGAACAAGCAAAUUAUCAGGCACCUGGCAGUUGCAUACGCAACUGGUCAGCUGAGUCACAAAUUGUUCAGCAUUGUGCUCUGUACAUUGGUGCAAACUUCCUUUUGUCCAGUGUACUGGGUAGUUGUUACAAAAUACCAACUUUCAGCUGGUGAGUGAGGAAGAUCCGCAAGUGAGCUAUUGUUUUCUUCUUAUUUUUAAGAGAAGCAAUAGACAGAACUAUGCAGAUAAGAGAAAAACACUUGCAAAGUUUAUGUCUCUUUAGGGCUGGGCCAAAAUGAUUCCCUCUGCACACAAAAAAAUUCGCAGCCCAGCUUUAAUGAUUGGUGGCCACCAUCUUCUCUCUCAGUACCCUGUUUGGGGUUGAGGAUGAAUAUUAGCUGCCACAGAAUAUGGCAUUUAGGCAACAGUACCUGUCCAUAAUCCAGUUGAGCCUUGUUGCCAUCUCAAAUCUAGUACCCAUCCAACUGUGGGAAAUUCAGGUAGCACACAGUAAACUGUUUCGUGCAAGCAGUAGUUGAAGCUGUAUGAGUUUUCCUUUUAAUGGAAGGGUGGGGGGUUCACAUGGUUGAAUGCACUGCUUUUCCAUACAUAAAUAAAAAUGAGCAAAAAAUGUGUAUAAUUGUGUUAAAGGAGAAAACAAACUCCAACAAACUAAUAUUUGGAUAGGCUGCAUUUUGAUUGUACAAACCUAUUUCUCGGUUAAAUGUCAUGUACGCAUUUUUUUAUGUUGGAUACUGCUGGCUGAAGAAUUCACAGAGUCUUGUUUCAUCUGUUUUGAAGACACUGGAAGCAGCUAGCCAGUUUCAGCAGAAGGUGAUGGAGCAAGACCUCUGAUAUACUCUUCCCAUUUGCUUUCUAGGGCCUAAUAAGAGUUCCAGCGCCAUGCCAGUAUGCCAGCAAGCUGACUUUCUUGGUGGGCCAGAGCAUCCACAGAGAGCCAAACCUGGCACUCGCUGACAAACUUUUCUAUCUGUGA